Messenger RNA from Coregonus sp. 'balchen', 48823 nucleotides. The record is from the annotation of a GenBank genome assembly. Lineage: Eukaryota; Metazoa; Chordata; Actinopteri; Salmoniformes; Salmonidae.
AUGUCUGGAUCGGUCCAUGUGAAACACCACCACCACAGUGACAAGAAACAGCAGCAUGAGAGCAUCAGCCAUCACAGUUCUCGCUCCUCUUUUAGUCAGCUGUCAUACGCUGCUCACAAGAGGAGCCAGCACAGCACCACAGGGUAAGAAAAGGAGGAGGAGAGGAGAGGAGGAGAGGAAGAGAGGAAGAGAGGAGGACUGUAUCACAGCACGAGCAUGGAUCCCAUAAUAUGUCCUCUACCGUAGAAGGCACCAUGGUAACCAUCUCUCUACUGUAGAAGGCACCAUGGUAACCAUCUCUCUACUGUAGAAGGCACCAUGGUAACCAUCUCUCUACUGUAGAAGGCACCAUGGUAACCAUCUCUACUGUAGAAGGCACCAUGGUAACCAUCUCUCUACUGUAGAAGGCACCAUGGUAACCAUCUCUCUACUGUAGAAGGCACCAUGGUAACCAUCUCUACUGUAGAAGGCACCAUGGUAACCAUCUCUCUACUGUAGAAGGCACCAUGGUAACCAUCUCUCUACUGUAGAAGGCACCAUGGUAACCAUCUCUCUACUGUAGAAGGCACCAUGGUAACCAUCUCUCUACUGUAGAAGGCACCAUGGUAACCAUCUCUCUACUGUAGAAGGCACCAUGGUAACCAUCUCUCUACUGUAGAAGGCACCAUGGUAACCAUCUCUCUACUGUAGAAGGCACCAUGGUAACCAUCUCUACUGUAGAAGGCACCAUGGUAACCAUCUCUACUGUAGAAGGCACCAUGGAAACCAUCUCUACUGCUCCUCUCCUCUGCUGUUUGAUCAUUUAUAAUCUAUCUGCGUGAUUAACUCAUAUCCUGGCUGUAACAGUCUUGGUGUGGUGAAGUGAUGUGAAUAUAGUCUUUCCGUGUGAUUAACUCAUAUCUCAGCUGUAACAGCCUUCAUGUGGUGAAGUGAAAUUAAGUGAGGUUACUGUUGGUCUAAUACUACUAAAGAUAACUGUAGUAGUAGUUUAUGUGUUAAGGGUUUUCUUUACUACGUUGUGUUGACAUAGAUAUGUGACUGACUGGUGACUUGUAUGUCUGGAGUAACUGUGUGACUCGUUUCAGUGUGUCGGACGUCACUACUUCACAGGAGAGCCAUUUGAACAUAAACUGUUUUUAAAAAAUCUAAACGUGUUUUUUGGCAGAAAUGCCAUCUGGAACAUGUGAACUUUCAUGUGCCUUAAUAACAAACUUGUAUGCCAUCUGUAAAUACGAAUAAAAUUGUUAAAUUACGAGCCUAGUUGGUUUAGCCACAGAAAAAGACAGCAACCUUCUCGCUAGCCAUGAUUGGCUGAGAUAAUGAAUGGGCUGGACAUGCAGAGAGAUGAGUUCGGAUUGGUCUGCCAUAUAGCACGCUUCUGUCUAUUUGAGCUGGUCAGUAUGUGUAGGUAAUCCUGUCUAAUGCGGCUUUUAAAAAAUAUAUAUUGCUUAGUAGAACUGCAUAAGUGUUGCUCUCAACUUUCUGGACGACCGAGUUUUGAAAUCAGUGGAAUUAGAGUAUGAUAGCUAAGGAGAUGGAGAAAACACCUGUCUCCGGAUUACAUCUUCAAACUAAGGGCAACCAUGGCAUCCGUGACAGAGAGGGAGAAGCGUUCAUCCAUGUAAAUGGGUAAGAUUGUCUAGCUAGCUACAUUUUCAGAUAUUACACGUUUCUAAUUUUGUCAGAAAUUUGUUUUCAUUUCAAGUUAAAGUGUAGCUAGCUAAUGUUAGCUGGCUCACUAGCUAACAUUACGUGUAUGAUCUGUGUAGUAAUAUUAUUUGUAUCUCAGAGUCAUUUGCAUUCCUAGUUAUAGCCUAAUGUUAGCUAGCUAACAUUGAACCUGGUUGGUUAGCUACCUACAGAUUCAUGCAGGGGAGUAAUGUCAUGAGUUGGGAUUAUGGUUCAUUGUUUAGCUAGCUAGCUACAUGUCUUAACAAAAGACUUCACUAUGCAAGUAUCCAUUUCAACAGGGCGUGUAAAAUGGUCACAGUGAGCUGUUCUCUCAUUUGUGUCUGGAAGUAGCUAGCAAGCUAGCCAACGUUAGCCAAUUAGCUUGGGUGCUUGACUGCUGUUGUUAGGUCAGCUAGCUAAUGUUACGUGUAUGAUCUGUGUAGUAAUAUUAUUCGUAUCUCAGAGCCAUUUGUAUUCCUAGUUAUAGCCUAAUGUUAGCUAGCUAACAUUGAACCUGAUUGGUUAGCUACCUGCAGAUUCAUGCAGGGUAGUAACGUCAUGAGUUAGGAUUAUGGUUCAUUGUUUAGCUAGCUAGCUACAUGUCUUAACAAAAGACUCCACUAUGCAAGUAAGCAUUUCAAUAGAAUGUUAAUGAUGUCACAGCGACAACUGUUGAUAGACGUAGCUGGUAAAUUCCCUUUGGCUAUCUACUCCGAUUUCAGAGCAUUCUCGUUUGAGUGUGCCAGAGCACAGAAUAACUGACUAAUUUACGAAUGCUCAACACCUUUUGAAUUUGUCCGGUGUCAGUAAACGUUGGCAAAAAAGUGUGAAUUGUUGCCAGCAGCACAGUUGCAGUCACCAACGCUUUGGAUAACAUAGAAACAGCCUAACCAGCUCUGCUAGGGCGAGUAAAAUGGUCAGAGUGAGCUGUACUCAUUUGUGUCUGGAAGUAGCUAGCAAGCUUUCCAACGUUAGCCAGAUAGCUUGGGUGCUUGACUGCUCUUGUUAGGACAGAACGCUCGGAACAACCCUUAAAGAGAUGGGUGGGGCUAAGCUAAGCUUAAGAGGGUGUGAACGAUGCUGAAUGGGUGUAGACAAAGAAGAGGUCUCCAGUUGGUGUACCAAAACAUUCAAAGGCCAUUUUCUCAAAAGUGAGGUUACAAGUUUAUCAACUUUCAAAGCAGAAUUACUUUCCCAUUGUUCCUCAAUUGUAGUGUAUGAUAUACCAUUUUCUAGCUCUGAGUCUCUACUUUUAUCCAAUGUAAAAAACACAAUUUCAAAUGUUGCUACAUAAGACCGAAUCGAGCCGGCCGGUCACAUAUGCUCAUAAUCCUUAUGUCUAUUGAUGCACCUGUGUCUCAAUCUAAGUAGUAUAAUAAAAAUCUGUCAGUUUAAGCUAGAGAUAUCUGUGUAUGUCGGCCAUCUGCGGUGGAAGGUGGCCGAGCUACAGCGGUGUUUGUCAGACCAUGAGACAUCCCGGAAAUUGGUUUUCUCAUGAAAACGUCUAUAGCGUCCGCUCGGUUUGGCCUAUGGAUUGACCACUCUAUGGAAAGGGGAGAGUCUCAUGAACACGAUGGUGUUCUGUUUUGCUCUAUGACCACCACAAGUUUCACAGGACUCAUCUGAAAGUAACCCAUGGAAACAAAUGGAAGUAUGGAGGUAGUUAUGUGGCAACAAAAAUAAGGGUUUAAAUAUGUGUAAAAAAUAUAUAUACAGUACCAGUCAAAAGUUUGGACACACCUAUUCAUUCCAGGGUUUUUCUUUAUUUUUACUAUUUUCUACAUUGUAGAAUAAUAGUGAAGACAUCAAAACUAUGAAAUAACACAUAUGGAAUCAUGUAGUAACCAAAAAAGUGUUAAACAAAUCCAAAUAUAUAUUUUAGAUUUUAGAUUCUUCAAAGUAGCCACCCUUUGCCUUGACAGCUUUGUACACUCUUGGCAUUCUCUCAACCAGCUUCACCUGGAAUUCUUUUCCAACAGUCUUGAAGGAGUUCCCACAUAUGCUGAGCACUUGUUGGCUGCUUUUCCUUCACUCUGCAGUCCAACUCAUUCCAAACCAUCUCAAUUGGGUUGAGGUCAGGGGAUUGUGGAGGCCAGGUCAUCUGAUGCAGCACUCCAUCACUCCUUGGUCAAAUAGCCCUUACAAAGCCUGGAGGUGUGUUGGGUCAUUGUCCUGUUGAAAAACAAAUGAUAGUCCCACUAAGCGCAAACCAGAUGGGAUGGCGUGUCGCUGCGAAUGCUGGGGUAGCCAUGCUGGUUAAGUGUGCAUUGAAUUCUAAAUAAAUCACUGACAGUGUCACCAGCAAAGCACCAUCACACCUCCUCCUCCAUGCUUCACGGUGGGAACCACACAUGCGGAGAUCAUCCGUUCACCUACUCUGCGUCUCACAAAGACAUGGCGGUUGGAACCAAAAAUCUCCAAUUUGGACUCAUCAGACCAAAGGACAGAUUUCCACCAGUCUAAUGCCCAUUGCUCGUGUUUCUUAUCCCAAGCAAGUCUCUUCUUCUUAUUGGUGUCCUUUAGUAGUGGUUUCUUUGCAGCAAUUCGACCAUGAAGGCCUGAUUCACGCAGUCUCCUCUGAACAGUUUGAUGUUGAGAUGUGUCUGUUACUUGAACUCUGUGAAGCAUUUAUUUGGGCUGCAUUCUGAGGUGCAGUUAACUCUAAUGAACUUAUCCUCUGCAGCUGAGGUAACUCUGGCUCUUCCUUUCCUGUGGCAGUCUUCAGGAGAGCCAGUUUCAUCAUAGCGUUUGAUUGUUUUUGCGACUGCACUUGAAAAAUCUUUCAAAGUUCUUGACAUUUUCCGGAUUGACUGACCUUCAUGUCUUAAAGUAUAGACAGAAAUAGACACUCUGGCUUUACUCAAAGCCAGUAUCAUGUCAUUAAUAAAGAUUUAAAAAAGUAAGGGGCCUAGACAGCUGCCCUGGGGAAUUCCUGACUCUACCUGGAGUAUGUUGGAGAGGCUUCCAUUAAAUAACACCCUCUGUGUUCUGUUAGACAGGUAACUCUUUAUACACAAUAUAGCAGGGGGUGUAAAGCCAUAACACUUACGUUUUUACAGCAGCAGACUAUGAUUGAUAAUGUCAAAAGCCGCAAGGAAGUCUAACAAAACAGCCCCCACAGUCUUUUCAUCAUCAAUGUCUCUCAGCCAAUCAUCAUUCAGUUGUGUAAGUGCCGAACGUCCUUCUCUAUAAGCAUGCUGAAAGUUUGUAGUCAAUUUGUUUACUGUAAAAUAGCAUUGUAUCUGGUCAAACACAAUUUUUUCCAAUAGUUUACUAAGGGUUGGUAACAGACUGAUUGGUCUGCUAUUUGAGCCAGUAAAGGGGGCUUUACUAUUCUUAGGUAGCGGAAUGACUUUUGCUUCCCUCCAAGCCUGGGGGCAAACACAUUCUAGUGGGCUUAUGUUGAAAAUGUGGCAAAUAGGAGUGGCAAUAUUGUCCACUAUUAUCCUCAGUAAUUUUCCAUCCAAUUUGUCAGAUCCCAGUUGGCUUGUCAUUGUUGAUAGACAACAUUAUUUUCUUCACAUCUUCCACACUCACUUUACAGAAUACAAUGCUUAGUGCUAACAGUAUUAAUCUGGUUAUUAGACACAUGAUUACCUCAUCCAAUAGCUGUAGGAUCAGCAGAGGCAUUCAGGGCAGUUAGAGGGACAUACAUUAGGUUACUUAUAUUGUGUCUACCGACGCCCCUGUUGUAAUGUACAUUUGCUGAAGCAUUUUGACAACUCUGUGUCACAAUGGUAGGGAUUAGCUAAACUGGGCUUGGGUCAUUCAUAAGUCAUUGUCUCAAUGCAGCCUUAUAAUGCUGUGAAAGGAUCCAGGAACCCAAAUGAUUGGGGUGGAUCCCAUCCUCCUUAUAAAAUGUGUUUUGUUUCCAAAAGGUAUCGAAAUGAUCAACAAAAGUUACACCCAUUAAGCUGCAAUAAUCACGUAGCCAGUUGUGAAGAGAAAGAAUCCUGCUAAAGCGUUCAAUGCCACGAUUCAGAGAGGACACAGGGCCAGAUAUGUUUAUUUUUUGUUAGUGUCUAGCAGAGAGUCAAUCAGCUCUUUAAAAUCAAAUUUCAACUGUUCAGAGCUGUUCUUCAUAAUGUCAUUAAAACCCACAUGGACUACCAACAGAACCGUUUUCCCUUUUCCCUAAACGUAGACAUUGGGGAAACCCGCUUGAAAGUCUUUUACCCCGGCCCCGGGGAUGGAAUUGGGUUUUGGGCACCGGGGAACGCUCACAUGUCUUAUAAAAUAAUUGUGAUUUUUUUAAAAAAAUUUUUUGGUUCCCUACAUGAUUCCAUAUGUUUUUUCAUAGUUUUGAUGUUUUCAUUUCCUUUUUUCAAACAAUGUAGGGUUUCCCUUUGGAGACAUUUUUGGGGGGGAAAAAAUUGGGGGUUUUGGGGGAAAAAUUUAAAAAACCGGGGCCCUUUUUUGGGGGGUUUUGGCCCCCUUUUUUGGGGGCCCAAAAAACCCCCCCCGGGGAACCCUUUUAAACCCCCCGAAGGCCCUUUAAAACCCGGGGGGGAAAAAAAUUUUUUCCCCAAUUUCCCAAAAAAGGGUUUGAAGGGAAAUUUCCCGGGGGGGGAAGGGGGAAAUCCGGGGAAAAGGGGGUUUUGGGGGGGCCCCCGGAAAAUUUUUUUUUUUCCCCCUUUUUUUUUCCCCCCUUUUAAAAAACCCCCAAAAAAAAAAACCUUUUUUCCCGGUUUUAAAAAAACCCAAUUUUUUUUGGGAAUUUUUUAAUUUGGGGGGGAAUUUUGGGGGGGGGGGGCUGGUUUUUUUUGGGGUUUUUUUCCCUUUGGGGGGUUUUUUUUUGGGGGGGGCUGGGGCCGGGAAAUUUUUUUGGGUUUUUUUGGGGGGGGGGGUUAAAUUUUCGGGGAAAGGGUUUUUUUUUUGGGGUUUGGGGGUGGGGGUUUGGGGGCCCGGGGGGGGUUUUUUGGGGUUUUUUUUUUCCCCCCUUUUUUUUUUGGGGGGUUUGGGGUUUUUUGGGGGGGUUUUGGGGGGGCCCCCCUUUUUUUUUUUGGGGGGGAAAUUUUUUUUUUGGGGGGGGGGGGAAAAAAAAUUUUUAAAAAAAUUUUUAAAGGGGGGGAAAAAAAACCCCCCCGGGGUUUUUUUUGGGGGGGGGGAAACCCCAAAACCCCCCCCAAAAAAAAUUUUUCCCCGGGGGGCCCCCCCCCCUUUGGGGGUUUUUUUUUUUUUCCCUUUUUAAUUUUUUUUGUAGGCUCCAUUGGAGACAUCUUUGGCCAAGGACAACUGUAGGCCCAUGUUGAAAGAUGUAGCUGAAGGACCAGACUGAGGCUCCAUGUUGGAGACAUGCUGUAGACUGAAGGCUCCAUGUUGGAGACAUGCUGUAGACUGAAGGCUCCAUGUUGGAGACAUGCUGUAGGCUGAAGGCUCCAUGUUGGAGACAUGCUGUAGGCCGAAGGACCAGACUGAAGGCUCCAUGUUGGAGACAUGCUGUAGGCUGAAGGACCAGACUGUAGGCUCCAUGUUGGAGACAUGCUGUAGGCUGAAGGACCAGACUGUAGGCUCCAUGUUGGAGACAUGCCAUAGGCUGAAGGUCCAUGUUGGAGACAUGCUGUAGGCUGAAGGACCAGACGGAAGGCUUGGAAGUGUGGUGUUCCUCCAGCUGAAAGAUCAUUGUCAAUCUGUAGUUCCUCCAGUUGUUAGUGUUUAAUACAGCAACUCUUCUAAUUAUGUGAACUCUCCUACAGCUGAACUCUACUCCAGCUAUCCAACAGUUCCUUUCCUUUCUUGGUCUUAUUCAAAAACCAAACAGACAAAUGGAGGUGUGAGAGGCUAGUGUAUCUGUGGCGUAUGGAGUAUCUGUGGUGUAUCUGUGGUGUCUGGUAUAUCUGUGGUGUCUGGUAUAUCUGUGGUGUCUGGUGUAUCUGUGGUGUCAGGUGUAUCUGUGGUGUCUGGUGUAUCGGUGGUGUCUGGUGUAUCGGUGGUGUAUCUGUGGUGUCUGGUGUAUCUGUGGUGUCUGGUGUAUCUGUGGUGUCUGGUGUAUCUGUGGUGUCUGGUGUAUCUGUGGUGUCUGGUGUGUCUGCGGUAUCUGUGGUGUCUGGUGUAUCUGUGGUGUCUGGUGUGUCUGGUGUGUCUAUGGUGUAUCUGUGGUGUCUGCUAUUUAUGUGGUGUAUCUGUGGUGCCUAGUGUAUCUGUGGUGUGUCUGGUGUAUCUAUGGUUUCUGGUGUAUCUGUGGUGUCUGGUGAAUCUGUGGUUUAUCUGUGUUGUCUGGUGUAUCUGUGGUGUGUCUGGUGUAUCUAAUAAUAAUAAUAUUAAUAAUAAUAAUAUGCCAUUUAGCAGACGCUUUUAUCCAAAGCGUCUUACAGUCAUGUGCGCAUACAUUUUUACGUAUGGGUGGUCCCGGGGAUCGAACCCACUACCCUGGCGUUACAAGCGCCAUGCUCUACCAAUUGAGCUACAGAGGACCACAUCUGUGGUGUAUAUAUUGUGUCUGCUGUAUCUGUGGUGUAUCUGUGUUGUAUCUGUGGUGUCUGGUGUACAGUGGGGAAAAAAAGUAUUUAGUCAGCCACCAAUUGUGCAAGUUCUCCCACUUAAAAAGAUGAGAGAGGCCUGUAAUUUUCAUCAUAGGUACACGUCAACUAUGACAGACAAAAUGAGAGAAAAAAAUCCAGAAAAUCACAUUGUAGGAUUUGUAAUGAAUUUAUUUGCAAAUUAUGGUGGAAAAUAAGUAUUUGGUCAAUAACAAAAGUUUCUCAAUACUUUGUUAUAUACCCUUUGUUGGCAAUGACACAGGUCAAACGUUUUCUGUAAGUCUUCACAAGGUUUUCACACACUGUUGCUGGUAUUUUGGCCCAUUCCUCCAUGCAGAUCUCCUCUAGAGCAGUGAUGUUUUGGGGCUGUCGCUGGGCAACACAGACUUUCAACUCCCUCCAAAGAUUUUCUAUGGGGUUGAGAUCUGGAGACUGGCUAGGCCACUCCAGGACCUUGAAAUGCUUCUUACGAAGCCACUCCUUCGUUGCCCCGGCGGUGUGUUUGGGAUCAUUGUCAUGCUGAAAGACCCAGCCACGUUUCAUCUUCAAUGCCCUUGCUGAUGGAAGGAGGUUUUCACUCAAAAUCUCACGAUACAUGGCCCCAUUCAUUCUUUCCUUUACACGGAUCAGUCGUCCUGGUCCCUUUGCAGACAAACAGCCCCAAAGCAUGAUGUUUCCACCCCCAUACUUCACAGUAGGUAUGGUGUUCUUUGGAUGCAACUCAGCAUUCUUUGUCCUCCAAACACGACGAGUUGAGUUUUUACCAAAAAGUUCUAUUUUGGUUUCAUCUGACCAUAUGACAUUCUCCCAAUCCUCUUCUGGAUCAUCCAAAUGCACUCUAGCAAACUUCAGACGGGCCUGGACAUGUACUGGCUUAAGCAGGGGGACACGUCUGGCACUGCAGGAUUUGAGUCCCUGGCGGCGUAGUGUGUUACUGAUGGUAGGCUUUGUUACUUUGGUCCCAGCUCUCUGCAGGUCAUUCACUAGGUCCCCUCGUGUGGUUCUGGGAUUUUUGCUCACCGUUCUUGUGAUCAUUUUGACCCCACGGGGUGAGAUCUUGCGUGGAGCCCCAGAUCGAGGGAGAUUAUCAGUGGUCUUGUAUGUCUUCCAUUUCCUAAUAAUUGCUCCCACAGUUGAUUUCUUCAAACCAAGCUGCUUACCUAUUGCAGAUUCAGUCUUCCCAGCCUGGUGCAGGUCUACAAUUUUGUUUCUGGUGUCCUUUGACAGCUCUUUGGUCUUGGCCAUAGUGGAGUUUGGAGUGUGACUGUUUGAGGUUGUGGACAGGUGUCUUUUAUACUGAUAACAAGUUCAAACAGGUGCCAUUAAUACAGGUAACGAGUGGAGGACAGAGGAGCCUCUUAAAGAAGAAGUUACAGGUCUGUGAGAGCCAGAAAUCUUGCUUGUUUGUAGGUGACCAAAUACUUAUUUUCCACCAUAAUUUGCAAAAAAUGCAUUAAAAAUCCUACAAUGUGAUUUUCUGGAUUUUUUUCUUCUCAAUUUGUCUGUCAUAGUUGACGUGUACCUAUGAUGAAAAUUACAGGCCUCUCUCAUCUUUUUAAGUGGGAGAACAUGCACAAUUGGUGGCUGACUAAAUACUUUUUCCCCCCACUGUAUCUGUGGUGUCUGGUGUAUCUGUGGUGUCUUGUGUAUCUGUGGUGUAUCUGUGGUGUAUCUGGUGUAUCUGUGGUGUUCUUGGUGUCUGGUUUGUCUGUGGUGUUUGGUGUAUCUGUGGUGUAUCUGUGGUGUCUGGUGUAUCUGUGGUGUCUGGUGUAUCUGUGGUGUAUGUGUGGUAUCUGGUGUAUGUGUGGUGUAUCUGUGGUGUAUCAGUUGUGUCUGGUGUAUCUGUGGUGUAUCAGUUGUGUCUGGUGUAUCUGUGGUGUCUGGUUGUAUCUGUGGUGUCUGUGUGUGUAUGUUGUGUCUGGUGGUGUAUCUGUGGUGUAUCUGUGGUGUCUGGUGUAUCUCUGGUGUCUGCUGUAUCUGUGGUUUAUCUGUGGUGUCUGGUGUAUAUGUGGUGUCUGCUGUAUCUGUGGUGUAUCAGUUGUGUCUGGUGUAUCUGUGGUGUAUCAGUUGUGUCUGGUGUAUCUGUGUUGUAUCUGUGGUGUAUCUGUGGUGUAUGGUGUAUCUGUGUUGUAUCUGUGGUGUAUCUGUGGUGUCUGGUGUAUCUGUGGUGUAUCUGUGGUGUCUGGUGUAUCUGUGGUGUACCAGUUGUGUCUGGUGUAUCUGUGGUGUUCUUGUGGUGUAUCUGUGGUGUCUGGUGUAUCUGUGGUGUCUGGUGUAUCUGUGGUGUAUCAGUUGUGUCUGGUGUAUCUGUGUUGUAUCUAUGGUGUAUCUGUGGUGUCUGGUGUAUCUGGGGUGUAUCUGUGGUGUCUGGUGUAUCUGUGGUGUAUCUGUGGUGUAUAUGUGGUGUAUGGUGUAUCUGUGGUGUAUCUCUGGUGUAUCUGUGGUGUAUCAGUUGUGUCUGGUGUAUCUGUUGUGUUCUUGUGGUGUAUCUGUGGUGUCUGGUGUAUCUUUGUUGUAUCUGUAGUGUAUCUGUGGUGUCUGGUGUAUAUGUGGUGUAUCUGUGGUGUCUGGUGUAUCUGUGGUGUAUAUGUGGUGUAUCUGUGGUGUCUGGUGUAUCUGUGUUGUAUCUGUGGUGUUUUCUGGUGUAUCUGUGGUGUAUCUGGUUGGUGUAUCUGUGGUGUCUGGUGUAUCUGUGGUUUCUGGUGUAUCUGUGGUGUAUCAGUUGUGUCUGGUGUAUCUGUGGUGUAUCUGUGGUUUAUCUGUGGUGUCUGGUGUAUCUGUGGUGUAUCAGUUGUGUCUGGUGUAUCUGUGUUGUAUCUGUGGUGUCUGGUGUAUCUGUGGUGUAUAUGUGGAGUCUGGUGUAUCUGUGGUGUAUCAGUUGUGUCUGGUGUAUCUGUGGUGUAUCUGUGGUGUCUGGUGUAUCUGUGGUGUUUGGUGUAUCUGUGGUGUCUAGUUGGCCUGUUGUUUGUCUGGUGUAUCUGUGGUGUAUCUCUGGUGUUCUGGUGUAUCUGUGGUGUCGGGUGGUGUUUUGUGGUUGUAUUUUGUGGGGUCUGUGGUGUAUUUGUGGUGUCUGGUGUAUCUGUGGUGUCUGGUGUAUCUGUGGUGUCUGGUGUAUCUGUGGUGUCUGGUAAAUCUGUGGUGUAUCUGUGGGGUCUGUUGUAUCUGUGGUGUCUGGUGUAUCUGUGGUGUAUCUGUGGUGUAUCUGUGGUGUCUGGUUUGUUUGUGGUGUAUCUGUGGUGUAUCAGUUGUGUCUGGUGUAUCUGUGUAUCUGUGGUGUCUGGUGCAUCUGUGGUGUAUCAGUUGUGUCUGGUGUAUCUGUGGUGUAUCAGUUGUGUCUGGUGUAUCUGUGGGGUUUGGUGUAUCUGUGGUGUCUAGUUAGCCUGUGGUUUGUCUGGUGUAUCUGUGGUGGUAUAUAUGGUGUCUUUUGUAUCUGUGGUUUAUCUAUGGUUUAUCGUUGGUGUCUGGUGUAUCUGUCGUGUCUUGUGUAUCUGUGGUGUCUGUUGUAUCUGUGUUGUCUGGUGUAUCUGUGGUAUAUCUGUGGUGUCUGGUGUAUCUAUGGUGUAUGGUGUAUCUGUGGUGUCUGGUGUGUCUGUGGUGUAUCUGUGGUGUCUGUAUCUGUGGUGUAUCUGUGGUGUAUCUGUGGUGUCUGGUGUAUCUGUGGUGUAUCUGUGGUGUCUGGUGUAUUUGUGGUGUAUCUGUGGUGUAUAUGUGUUGUAUCUGUGGUGUAUAUAUGGUGUAUCUGUGGUGUAUCUAUGUUGUAUCUGUGGUGUAUCUGUGUUGUAUCUGUGGUGUCUGGUGUAUCUGUGGUGUAUCUGUGGUGUAUCUGUGGUGUCUGGUGUAUCUGUGGUGUAUCUCUGGUAUAUCUCUGGUAUAUCUGUGGUGUAUCUGUGGUGUCUGGUGUAUCUGUGGUGUAUAUGUGGUGUAUCAGUUGUGUCUGGUGUAUCUGUGGUGUCUGGUGUAUUUGUGGUGUAUCUGUGGUGUAUAUAUGGUGUCUGGUGUAUCUGUGGGGUUUGGUGUAUCUGUGGUGUCUGGUGUAUCUGUGAUGUCUGGUCGAUAAUCGUUCUGUAUCUGUGGUGUCUGGUGUGUCUGUGGUGUAUCUGUGGUGUUUGGUGUAUCUGUGGUGUCUGGUGUAUCUGUGGUGUCUGGUGUAUCUGUGGUGUCUGGUAUAUCUGUGGUGUCUGCUGUAUCUGUGGUGUCUGCUGUAUCUGUGGUGUCUUGUGUAUAUGGGUCUGUAAUGUGUGUCAGGAUCAUGUCAGUUAUUUCUGCUGUUCACUGGACUAGGAUCCAGUCUCAGUUUAUCUUUAUAUGUUUCUUUGUUUAGUGACUCUUUCCAUUCUUCCAUCUAUCACAGUAACUGUAAAGGCACAUCCAGGUAGAACACAUGUUGCUGUUACACAACUACUCAGUGUUAAAGAGUUGUACAGCUCUGCCUCUCUCUAACUGUCUCUCCCCCUGGCAGAGUGCAGCAGAGUUCUGUCCAGUCAGUGAAGGGGUCGGAGUUCAUACCUAGCCAGCUGCUGCCGCCGAGAGUCAAGAAGUACCUGGCCAUGGACCCUGACACCAACGAGGUCAUUGGAUACAUAGUUCCUGUCUUCAGGACCAGGUGGAGUACUGACAUUAUGUCUGUUGUCCUGUCUGUAGUCAUAGGAUAUGUCAUCCCUGUCUUCAGGACCAGGUGGAGUACUGACAUUAUGUCUGUUGUCCUGUCUGUAGUCAUAGGAUAUGUCCUCCCUGUCUUUAGCACCAGGUGGGAGACUGUUGUCAGGGUUACUAUAGCUGGGAUAUAACAUAGUACCAUUGACAUGUUUCAGAUAGACUUUACUCUGAAUGUAGUGUUGCCAGUAUUGUCUGUUUUCAUACAGCAUGCGCCUGUUGUCUGUAGCCAUGAGUUUGGGGAUGUUUAGGUUUAAUUUAUUUGCACCAAAGAAAACAAUUGAUAAACAACAAUAUAGAUAAAAACUAAUAAAUAAACGGUGUGCAGGUGUAGUUGGAAGCCCAGGGGCUUGUAUAAAAACCACACCACAAAAAAACUAUAUACAAUACAUAAGUACAAAAAUAAAAAGGUUUGUUAAAACAGAUAACAAAACCUACUAAUCAUAAAUGUAUAAAUUAAUUGAUCAGUAAUCACGAAAAAAAACUAACAGUAUUUGUUUUGUUUAAAUGUGUGUGUGUGCAUGUGAGUGUGUGAGAGUUGGGCUAUAUGGAGGAGAUUACUGAGUAGUUUGGUUCAUCAGGCUGACCCCCAAUCUUACCUUUAAGUUAUUGAGGGAUGAUGAUGUUUUGGCAGUGUGAAGAUAAGAAUUCUAUAUCUGAUAGAGAAUUGACUAUGAGAGGUGGGGCAGUGGGGAGGGUGAAGGUUAUCACAGUGUCUUGUUUUAUAUAGAUGGAUUUGGAAUUAACCUGGAAGAAUCCAUUGAAUGGUUUAGAUAAAAUGUCUGGGAGAUAUGAGUAUUUGUAGAUGAAACUUUUCAUCCAUUUCAUUCCCACCAAUUGAGAUUCUGGCUCCUUUUUUACAAUCUUACUAGUGCAUACAAUAAAGUUGGAUUUUUUAACAUUUAAAGAUAACUUGUUUAUCUGGAACCAUUCAGAACAUUUGUCCAUGCCUGAGCUGGCUUCAUUAAUUACUGAAUCAAAAUGAUUGUGUGAUAAAAUCUACUUGGUAUCAUCAGCAAAGAGAAGGGGAAGUAUGGUAGGAGACACAGCAGCAAGGUCAUUGAUAUAGAUUAGGAAUGACAAAGGUUCAAGGUCAUUAAUAUAGAUUAGGAAUGACAAAGGUCCAAGGUCAUUGAUAUAGAUUAGGAAUGACAAAGGUCCAAGGUCAUUAAUAUAGAUUAGGAAUGACAAAGGUCCAAGGUCAUUGAUAUAGAUUAGGAAUAACAAAGGUCCAAGGUCAUUGAUAUAGAUUAGGAAUAACAAAGGUCCAAGGUCAUUGAUAUAGAUUAGGAAUGACAAAGGUCCAAGGUCAUUGAUAUAGAUUAGGAAUAACAAAGGUCCAAGGUCAUUAAUAUAGUUUAGGAAUAACAAAGGUUCAAUUAUCCAACCCUGUGGAACACCACAGGAUAUCGUGGCCCUGGUAGAUGCACAGCUGUUUGCAUAAACACAUUGCUCUCUAUCAUAAACAUAACUACAGUUCAUUCGGAAAGUAUUCAGACCCCUUGACUUUUUCCACAUUUUGUUACGUUACAGCCUUAUUCUAAAAUGGAUUUAAAAAAACAUGUAAUUCUCAUCAAUCUUCACAUAAUACCCCAUAAUGACAAAGCAAAAACAGGUUUUUAGAUUAUUUUUGCACAAAAUAAAAAAAUAAAACACUGAAAUAUCACAUUUACAUAAGUAUUCAGACCCUUUACUCAGUACUUUGUUGAAGCACCUUUGGCAGUGAUUACAGCCUCGAUACUUUUAAGGUAUGACGCUACAAGCUUGGCACACCUGUAUUUGGGGAGUUUCUCCCAUUCUCUCUGCCAGGAUUCCUCCAGAUGUCACGCUUGGCAUUCAGGCCAAAGAGUUCAAUCUUGGUUUCAUCAGAUCAGAGAAUCUUGUUUCUUAUGGUAUGAGAGUCCUUUAGGUGCCUUUUGGCAAACUCCAAGCGGGCUGUCAUGUGCUUUUUACUGAGGAGUGGCUUCCGUCUGGCCACUCUACCAUAAAGGCCUGAUUGGUGGAGUGCUGCACAGAUGGUUGUCUUUCUGGAAGAUUCUCCCAUCUCCACAGAGGAACUCUGGAGCUCUGUCAGUGACCAUCGGGUUUUUGGUCACCUUCCAAAUUUCUUCCAUUUAAGAAUGAUGGAGGCCACUGUGUUCUUGGGGACCUUCAAUGCUGCAGACAUUUUCCGGUACCCUUCCCCAGAUCUGUACCUCGACACAAUCCUGUCUCUGAGCUCUACGGACAAUUCCUUCUACCUCAUGGCUUGGUUUUUGCUCUGACGUGCACUGUCAACUGUGGGACCUUAUAUAGGCAUGUGUGUGUAUUUCCAAAUCAUGUCCAAUCAAUUGAAUUUACCACAGGUGGACUCCAAUCAAAUUGUAGAAACAUCUCAAGGAUGAUCAAUGGAAACAGGAUGCACCUGAGCUCAAUUUCGAUUCUCAUAGCAAAGGGUCUGAAUACUUAUGUAAACAAGGUAUUUCAGUUUUUUAUAUUUAGUACAUUUGCAAACAUUCUAAUACCUGUCAUUAUGGGGUAUUGUGCGCAGAUUGAUGAGGAAAUAAAAAAUAAAUACAAAUGUUUGAAAAGGCUGUAACAUAACAAAAAGGGAAGGGGUCUGAAUACUUUAGGAAUGCACCGUAUAUAGCCAAUUAUAUGUAUAUUCAUAAACCGUAAUAAUGUAAUAUUUCAUCAUCAACCGUGUCAAAUGCUUUGCAUACAUCUAAAAAGAUGCCAAGAGCGUAUUCAUUGUUGUUAAGGGCUGUAAAUAUUUUAUCCACAAGUUGCAAAAGAGCCAUAUCUGGGAAGUAGAUUUUACGAAAACCAUAUUGGUGCUCAUAUAGAAUACAGUGUUGAAACCAUAUUGGUGCUCAUAUAGAAUACAGUGUUGAAACCAUAUUGGUGCUCAUAUAGAAUACAGUGUUGAAACCAUAUUGGUGCUCAUAUAGAAUACAGUGUUGGAACCAUACUGGUGCUCAUAUAGAAUACAUGUUGAAACCAUAUUGGUGCUCAUAUAGAAUACAGUGUUGAAACCAUACUGGUGUCAUAUAGAAUACAGUGUUAAACUAUAUUGGUGCUCAUAUAGAAUACAGUGUUUAAAACCAUAUUGUGCUCAUAUAGAAUACAGUGUUAAAACCAUACUGGUGUUCAUAUAGAAUACAGUGUUAAAACUAUAUUGGUGCUCAUAUAGAAUACAGUGUUGGAACCAUAUUGGUGCUCAUAUAGAAUACAGUGUUGAAACCAUACUGGUGCUCAUAUAGAAUACAGUGUUGAAACCAUACUGGUGCUCAUAUAGAAUACAGUGUUAAAACUAUAUUGGUGCUCAUAUAGAAUACAGUGUUAAAACCAUACUGGUGUUCAUAUAGAAUACAGUGUUAAAACCAUAUUGGUGCUCAUAUAGAAUACAGUGUUGAAACCAUACUGGUGCUCAUAUAGAAUACAGUGUUAAAACUAUAUUGGUGCUCAUAUAGAAUACAGUGUUAAAACCAUAUUGGUGCUCAUAUAGAAUACAGUGUUAAAACCAUACUGGUGUUCAUAUAGAAUACAGUGUUAAAACCAUAUUGGUGCUCAUAUAGAAUACAGUGUUAAAACCAUACUGGUGUUCAUAUAGAAUACAGUGUUGGAACCAUAUUGGUGCUCAUAUAGAAUACAGUGUUGGAACCAUAUUGGUGCUCAUAUAGAAUACAGUGUUGGAACCAUAUUGGUGCUCAUAUAGAAUACAGUGUUGGAACCAUAUUGGUGCUCAUAUAGAAUACAGUGUUGGAACCAUAUUGGUGCUCAUAUAGAAUACAGGGUUGGAACCAUAUUGGUGUUCAUAUAGAAUACAGUGGUUGGAACCAUAUUGGUGCUCAUAUAGAAUACAGGGUUGGAACCAUAUUGGUGCUCAUAUAGAAUACAGUGUUGGAACCAUAUUGGUGCUCAUAUAGAAUACAGUGUUGAAACCAUAUUGGUGCUCAUAUAGAAUACAGUGUUGGAACCAUAUUGGUGCUCAUAUAGAAUACAGUGUUGAAACCAUAUUGGUGCUCAUAUAGAAUACAGUGUUAAACCAUAUUGGUGCUCAUAUAGAUACAGUGUUAAAACCAUAUUGGUGCUCAUAUAGAAUACAGUGUUGGAACCAUAUGGUGCUCAUAUAGAAUACAGUUUUGGAACCAUAUUGGUGCUCAUAUAGAAUACAGUGUUGGAACCCAUAUUGGUGCUCAUAUAGAAUACAGUGUUGGAAACCAUAUUGGUGCUCAUAUAGAAUACAGUGUUGAAACAUAUUGGUGCUCAUAUAGAAUACAGUGUUGGAAACCAUAUUGGUGCUCAUAUAGAAUACAGUGUUGGAACCAUAUUGGUGCUCAUAUAGAAUACAGGGUUGGAACCAUAUUGGUGCUCAUAUAGAAUACAGUGUUAAAACCAUACUGGUGCUCAUAUAGAAUACAGUGUUGAAACCAUAUUGGUGCUCAUAUACAAUACAGGGUUGGAACCAUAUUGGUGCUCAUAUAGAAUACAGUGUUGGAACCAUAUUGGUGCUCAUAUAGAAUACAGUGUUAAAACCAUACUGGUGCUCAUAUAGAAUACAGGGUUGAAACCAUAUUGGUGCUCAUAUAGAAUACAGUGUUGGAACCAUAUUGGUGCUCAUAUAGAAUACAGUGUUGGAACCAUAUUGGUGCUCAUAUAGAAUACAGUGUUAAAACCAUAUUGGUGCUCAUAUAGAAUACAGGGUUGGAACCAUAUUGGUGCUCAUAUAGAAUACAGUGUUGAAACCAUAUUGGUGCUCAUAUAGAAUACAGUGUUGGAACCAUAUUGGUGCUCAUAUAGAAUACAGUGUUGGAACCAUAUUGGUGCUCAUAUAGAAUACAGGGUUGGAACCAUAUUGGUGCUCAUAUAGAAUACAGUGUUAAAACCAUACUGGUGCUCAUAUAGAAUACAGUGUUGAAACCAUAUUGGUGCUCAUAUAGAAUACAGGGUUGGAACCAUAUUGGUGCUCAUAUAGAAUACAGUGUUGGAACCAUAUUGGUGCUCAUAUAGAAUACAGUGUUAAAACCAUACUGGUGCUCAUAUAGAAUACAGGGUUGAAACCAUAUUGGUGCUCAUAUAGAAUACAGUGUUAAAACCAUAUUGGUGCUCAUAUAGAAUACAGGGUUGGAACCAUAUUGGUGCUCAUAUAGAAUACAGUGUUAAAACCAUAUUGGUGCUCAUAUAGAAUACAGUGUUAAAACCAUAUUGGUGCUCAUAUAGAAUACAGGGUUGGAACCAUAUUGGUGCUCAUAUAGAAUACAGUGUUGGAACCAUAUUGGUGCUCAUAUAGAAUACAGUGUUGGAACCAUAUUGGUGCUCAUAAUGAAUACAGUGUUAAAACCAUACUGGUGCUCAUAUAGAAUACAGGGUUGAAACCAUAUUGGUGCUCAUAUAGAAUACAGUGUUAAAACCAUAUUGGUGCUCAUAUAGAAUACAGGGUUGGAACCAUAUUGGUGCUCAUAUAGAAUACAGUGUUAAAACCAUAUUGGUGCUCAUAUAGAAUACAGUGUUAAAACCAUAUUGGUGCUCAUAUAGAAUACAGGGUUGGAACCAUAUUGGUGCUCAUAUAGAAUACAGUGUUGGAAACCAUAUUGGUGCUCAUAUAGAAUACAGUGUUGGAACCAUAUUGGUGCUCAUAUAGAAUACAGUGUUAAAACCAUAUUGGUGCUCAUAUAGAAUACAGGGUUGGAACCAUAUUGGUGCUCAUAUAGAAUACAGUGUUGGAACCAUAUUGGUGCUCAUAUAGAAUACAGUGUUGAAACCAUAUUGGUGCUCAUAUAGAAUACAGUGUUGAAACCAUAUUGGUGCUCAUAUAGAAUACAGUGUUUGAAAACCAUAUUGGUGCUCAAUAGAAUACAGUGUUAAAACCAUACUGGUGUUCAUAUAGAAUACAGUGUUAAAACCAUAUUGUGCUCAUAUAGAAUACAGUGUUUAAAACCAUACUGGUGUCAUAUAGAAUACAGUGUUAAAACCAUAUUGGUGCUCAUAUAGAAUACAGUGUUGGAACCAUAUUGGUGCUCAUAUAGAAUACAGUGUUGGAACCAUAUUGGUGCUCAUAUAGAAUACAUUGUUGAACCAUAUUGGUGCUCAUAUAGAAUACAGUGUUGGAACCAUAUUGGUGCUCAUAUAGAAUACAUUGUUGAAACCAUAUUGGUGCUCAUAUAGAAUACAGUGUAAAAACCAUAUUGGUGCUCAUAUAGAAUACAGUGUUGAAACCAUAUUGGUGCUCAUAUAGAAUACAGUGUAAAAACCAUAUUGGUGCUCAUAUAGAAUACAGUGUUAAAACCAUAUUGGUGCUCAUAUAGAAUACAGUGUUAAAACCAUAUUGGUGCUCAUAUAGAAUACAGUGUUGAAACCAUAUUGGUGCUCAUAUAGAAUACAGUGUAAAAACCAUAUUGGUGCUCAUAUAGAAUACUGUGUUAAAACCAUAUUGGUGCUCAUAUAGAAUACAGUGUUAAAACCAUAUUGGUGCUCAUAUAGAAUACAGUGUUGAAACCAUAUUGGUGCUCAUAUAGAAUACAGUGUUAAAACCAUAUUGGUGCUCAUAUAGAAUACAGUGUUAAAACCAUAUUGGUGCUCAUAGAAUACAGUGUUAAAACCAUAUUGGUGCUCAUAUAGAAUACAGUGUUAAAACCAUAUUGGUGCUCAUAUAGAAUACAGUGUUGGAACCAUAUUGGUGCUCAUAUAGAAUACAGUGUUGGAACCAUAUUGGUGCUCAUAUAGAAUACGGUGUUAAAACCAUAUUGGUGCUCAUAUAGAAUACAGUGUUGAAACCAUAUUGGUGCUCAUAUAGAAUACAGUGUUGAAACCAUAUUUGUGCUCAUAUAGAAUACAGUGUUGAAACCAUAUUGGUGCUCAUAUAGAAUACAGUGUUGGAACCAUAUUGGUGCUCAUAUAGAAUACUGUGUUGAAACCAUAUUGGUGCUCAUAUAGAAUACAGUGUUGGAACCAUAUUGGUGCUCAUAUAGAAUACAGUGUUGAAACCAUAUUGGUGCUCAUAUAGAAUACAGUGUUGGAACCAUAUUGGUGCUCAUAUAGAAUACAGUGUUGAAACCAUAUUGGUGCUCAUAGAAUACAGUGUUAAAACCAUAUUGGUGCUGAUAUAGAAUACAGUGUUGGAACCAUAUUGGUGCUCAUAUAGAAUACAGUGUUGAAACCAUAUUGGUGCUCAUAGAAUACAGUGUUGAAAACCAUAUUGGUGCUGAUAUAGAAUACAGUGUUAAAACCAUAUUGGUGCUGAUAUAGAAUACAGUGUUGGAACCAUAUUGGUGCUCAUAUAGAAUACAGUGUUAAAACCAUAUUGGUGCUCAGUGUUGAUUUAAAUGUUUCAACAUUCUCUUUUACACCCAUUUUUCUAGGAUUUUAGAAACAUGGUAGGACAAAUACUGGGCGAUCAUUUGUAAAAUAUUUUGGAUCCCCAGAUUUAUAGAGGGGGAUAACCUUUUCAAUUUUCAGAUCUUUAGGAAAAAUAUCAGUUUGCAUAGAUUUGGUGAAGAUGUACGUUAGAGGCUCAGUGAUUGAGGAAGACUCUGAUUUCACCAAAGAGGCCCCAAUCUCAUCAUAACCUGCUGCUGGUACCUUUAAUUUACCAAUGACCUCCAUCACCUCCAUCACCUCCAUCACAUCAGGAGGAUCAAACUGAAGCAGAGAAGGGAAAUGUCCCUUAAUGUAAUCCAAGUGAUUUACAUCAGUUUUCUCUAUUUUAUUUGACAGAGAGGAACCCACAGUCACAAAGAAGUUAUUAAAUUCACAUGAAAUAACAUCAGAAUCACUAUAGGUUUUAUUUCCAACAAUAAAUUGAGAUGGGAUAUUUGUAGAUGUUGUUUUCUUAUUCAACAGUUGAUUGAUGAUUUUUCAAGUUGACUUUAAAUUAUUUAAGUAUUCUUGGAAUUUGUUAGUUAAAUAUAUUUUUGGGAUAUCUGAAGUAAUUUGUUCUUGGUGCUCAUAUAUUCAGGGGAGAGGGAUUUGUGAGAAACCUCCAAAUCAAAUCAAGUUGUAUUUUUCACAUACGCCGAAUACAACAGGUGUAGACCUUACAAUGACUUACAUGCCCUUAACCAACAAUGCAGUUUUAAGAAAGAAUACCAAAAAAAUCACAAAGAAAUACAAUAUCAAAUAAUACGAAAUAAAAGUAACAAAUAAUUAAAGAGCAGCAGUAAAAUAACAGUAGGGAGGCUAUAUACAGGGGGUACCGGGACAGAGUCAAUGGGAAAUAACAGUAGGGAGGCUAUAUACAGGGGGUACCGGUACAGAGUCAAUGGGAAAUAACAGUAGGGAGGCUAUAUACAGGGGGUACCGGUACAGAGUCAAUGGGAAAUAACAGUAGGGGAGGCUAUAUACAGGGGGUACCGGUACAGAGUCAAUGGGAAAUAACAGUAGGGAGGCUAUAACAGGGGGUACCGGUACAGAGUCAAUGGGAAAUAAACAGUAGGGAGGCUAUAUACAGGGGUACCGGUACAGAGUCAAUGUGAAAUAACAGUAGGGAGGCUAUAUACAGGGGGUACCGGUACAGAGUCAAUGGGAAAUAACAGUAGGGAGGCUAUAUACAGGGGGUACCGGUACAGAGUCAAUGGGAAAUAACAGUAGGGAGGCUAUAUACAGGGGGUACCGGUACAGAGUGAAUGGGAAAUAACAGUAGGGAGGCUAUAUACAGGGGGUACCGGUACAGAGUCAAUGGGAAAUAACAGUAGGGAGGCUAUAUACAGGGGGUACCGGUACAGAGUCAAUGGGAAAUAACAGUAGGGAGGCUAUAUACAGGGGGGUACCGGGACAGAGGCUAUGUGAAAUAACAGUAGGGAGGCUAUAUACAGGGGGUACCGGUACAGAGUCAAUGGGAAAUAACAGUAGGGAGGCUAUAUACAGGGGGGUACCGGUACAGAGUCAAUGGGAAAUAACAGUAGGGAGGCUAUAUACAGGGGGUACCGGUACAGAGUCAAUGGGAAAUAACAGUAGGGAGGCUAUAUACAGGGGGUACCGGUACAGAGUCAAUGGGAAAUAACAGUAGGGAGGCUAUAUACAGGGGGUACCGGUACAGAGUCCAUGGGAAAUAACAGUAGGGAGGCUAUAUACAGGGGGUACCGGUACAGAGUCAAUGGGAAAUAACAGUAGGGAGGGCUAUAUUACAGGGGGGUACCGGUACAGAGUCCUGGGAAAUAACAGUGGGAGGCUAUAUACAGGGGGUACCGAGUACAGAGUCAAUGGGAAAUAACAGUAGGGAGGCUAUAUUACAGGGGGUACCGGUACAGAGUCCAAUGGGAAAUAACAGUAGGGAGGCUAUAUACAGGGGGUACCGGUACAGAGUCAAUGGGAAAUAACAGUUAGGGAGGCUAUAUACAGGGGUACCGGUACAGAGUCAAUGGGAAAUAACAGUAGGGAGGCUAUAUACAGGGGGUACCGGUACAGAGUCAAUGGGAAAUAACAGUAGGGAGGCCAUAUACAGGGAUACCGGUACAGAGUCAAUGGGAAAUAACAGUAGGGAGGCUAUAUACAGGGGGUACCGGUACAGAGUCAAUGGGAAAUAACAGUAGGGAGGCUAUAUACAGGGGGUACCGGUACCGAGGCAAUGUGCGGGGGCACCGGUUAGUCGAGGUAAUUGGGGUAGUAUGUACAGUUGAAGUGGGAAGUUUACAUACACCUUAGCCAAUUACAUUUAAACUCAGUUUUUCACAGUUCAUGACAUUUAAUCCUCGUAAACAUUCCCUGUCUUAGGUCAGUUAGGAUCACCACUUUAUUUUAAGAAUGUGAAAUGUCAGAAUGAUAGUAGAGAGAAUGAUUUAUUUCAGCUUUUAUUUCUUUCAUCACAUUCCCAGUGGGUCAGAAGUUUAAAUACACUCAAUUAGUAUUUGGUAGCUGAGUAACUGAGUCAGGUUUGUAGGCCUCCUUGCUCGCACACGCUUUUUCAGUUCUGCUCACACAUUUUCUAUAGGAUUGAGGUCAGGGCUUUGUGAUGGCCACUCCAAUACUUUGACUUUGUUGUCCUUAAGCCAUUUUGCCACAACUUUGGAAUUAUGCUUGGGGUCAUUGUCCAUUUGGAAGACCCACUUGCGACCAAGCUUUAACUUCCUGACUGAUGUCUUGAGAUGUUGCUUCAAUAUAUCCAUAUAAUUUUCCUUCCUCAUGAUGCCAUCUAUUUUGUGAAGUGCACCAGUCCCUCCUGCAGCAAAGCACCCCCACAGCAUGAUGCUGCCACCCCUGUGCUUCACGGUUGGGAUGGAGUUCUUCGACUUGCAAGCAACCCCCUUUUUCCUCCAAACAUAACAUUUUACAUUUGAGUCAUUUAGCAGACGCUCUUAUCCAGAGCGACUUCCAUAACAAUGGUCAUUAUGGCCAAACAGUUAUAUUUUUAUUUCAUCAGACCAGAGGACAUUUCUCCAAAAAGUACGAUCUUUGUCCCCAUGUACAGUUGCAGACCGUAGUCUGGCUUUUUAAUGGCGGUUUUGGAGCAGUGUCUUCUUCCUUGCUGAGCGGCCUUUCAGGUUAUGUCGAUAUAGGACUCGUUUUACUGUGGAUAUUGUCACGCUCGUCGGGAACAGAGGAGGAUCAAGGCGCAGCGUGGAAUGCGAACAUUUUAUUAUUAUAAAGUAUCACACGAACAAAACAACAAAACGAAAACGUGACGUCCCUGGUUACAUACACAAACCAACACGGAACAAGAAACCACACCAAAUGAAUGCCUAACGGUUACUUAAGUAUGGCUCCCAAUCAGAGACAACGAGCUACAGCCAUCUCUGAUUGGGAGCCACCCUGGCCAACAUAGAAAUACAACAACUAGAACAAACACAAAUGAAAACUCACACCCUGGCUCAACAUACUAGAGUCCCCAGAGCCAGGGCGUGACAGUACCCCCCCCUAAAGGCGCGGACUCCGACCGCGCCAACCAAAUACCACAGGGGAGGGACCGGGUGGGCACUCCGCCUAGGCGGCGGAUCCAGCUCCGGGCCUGAUCCCCGCUCCCUCUCCAACCCCCCAAAGUAUCCCUGGUCCGGUCUGGCCCCGCUGGCCGGAGCUGGACUGCACACUGGUGGAGCGGAUUGCUCUAGCUCCGGCGUGAAGCAUCUGAACAGGCACGGGACGUGCCGGACUGAUGACGCACACCACUGGCUUGGUGUGGGGAACAGGCACGGGCCGUGCCGGGCUGACGACGCACACCACUGGCUUGGUGUGGGGAGCAGGAGCGGGCCGGACCGGGCUGGCGAUGCGCACCAUUGGCUUGGUGCGGGGAGCAGGAACGGGCCGGACCGGACUGGUAACACACCCCAGUACCUCUCGCCGUGCCUCUACACCUUCCAUCCCCUCUUCGACCAGUGGCCCCCGUAACCUGGCGGCCUCCUCUGCCAACCCGCUGGGCCGCUCUGUUGCGGUCUCCUGCUGGCCCGUCGUCCACGGCGUUAGCCCCCCCCUAAAAAUGUUCUGGGCAUCUCUCCUACCCGUGGACCAGGUCUCCAUGUCCCUCGCCAGCCUUUCGCCCUUCUGCUUCCAAGUCCGGCCCUUCUCUUCCUCACCCGGCUUGACCCAGUCGAGGAGGCGAAUGAGAUCUGCUAGAGAUCUCCCUGGCGAUGGCUCCUGGACACGCUGCUUGGUCCAGUCUUGGUGGUUUCUUCUGUCACGCUCGUCGGGAACAGAGGAGGACCAAGGCGCAGCGUGGAAUGCGAACAUUUUAUUAUUAUAAAGUAUCACACGAACAAAACAACAAAACGAAAAUGUGACGUCCCUGGUUACAUACACAAACCAACACGGAACAAGAAACCACACCAAAUGAAUGCCUAACGGUUACUUAAGUAUGGCUCCCAAUCAGAGACAACGAGCUACAGCCAUCUCUGAUUGGGAGCCACCCUGGCCAACAUAGAAAUACAACAACUAGAACAAACACAAAUGAAAACUCACACCCUCAACAUACUAGAGUCCCCAGAGCCAGGGCGUGACAGAUAUAGAUACUUUUGUACCUUUUUCCUCCAGCAUCUUCAGAAGGUCCUUUGCUGUUGCUCUGGGAUUGAUUUGCACUCUUCGCACCAAAGUACGUUCACCUCUAGGAGACAGAACGCGUCUCCUUCCUGAGCGGUAUGAUGGCUGCAUGGUCCCAUGGUGUUUAUACUUGCGUGCUAUUGUUUGUACAGAUGAACGUGGUACCUUCAGGCGUUUGGAAAUUGCUCCCAAGGAUGAACCAGACUUGUGGAGGUCUACAAUUUUUUUUCUGAGGUCUUGGCAGAUUUAUUUUGAUUUUCCCAUGAUGUCAAGCAAAGAGGCACUGAGUUUGAAGGUAGGCCUUGAAAUACAUCCACAGGUACACCUCCAAUUGACUCAAAUGAUGUCAAUUAUCCUAUCAGAAGCUUCUAAAGCCAUGACAUCAUUUUCUGAAAUGUUCCAAUCUGUUUAAAGGCACAGUCAACUUAGUGUAUGUAAACUUCUGACCCAUUGGAAUUGUGAUACAGUGAAUUAUAAGUGAAAUAAUCUGUCUGUAAACAAUUGUUGGAAAAAUUACUUGUGUCAUGCACAAAGUAGAUGUCCUAACCGACUUGCCAAAACUAUAGUUUAUUAAUAAGAAAUUUGUGGAGUGGUUGAAAAACGAGUUUUAAUGAAUCCAACCUAAGUGUAAACUUCCGACUUCAACAAUAAAAAGAAGUGAUGCAGUCAGUCUCUCCUCAACUCUUAGCCAAGAGAGACUGGCAUGCAUAGUAUUUAUAUCAGCCCUCUGAUUACAAUGAAGAGCAAGACGUGCCGCUCUGUUCUGGGCCAGCUGCAACUUAACUAGGUAUUUUCUUGCAGCACUCGACCACACAACUGGACAAUAAUCAAGAUAAGACAAAACUAGAGCCUGCAGGACUUGCUUUUUGGAGUGUGGUGUCAAAAAAGCAGUGCACCUCUUUAUUACGGACAGACCUCUCCCCAUCUUUACAACCAUUGUAUCUAUAUGUUUUGACCAUGAUAGUUUACAAUCUAAGGUAACGUCAAGUAAUUUAGUCUCCUCAACUUGUUCAACAGCCACACCAUUCAUUACCAGAUUCAGCUGAGGUCUAGAAGUUAGGGAAUGAUUUGUACCAAGUACAAUGCUCUUAGUUUUAGAUGUGUUCAGGACCAGUUUAUUACUGGCCACAAAUUCCAAAACAGACUGCAACUCUUUGUUAAGUGUUUCAGUGACUUCAUUAGCUGUGGUUGCUGAUGCGUAUAUGGUUGAAUCAUCAGCAUACAUGGACACACAUGCUUUGUUUAAUGCCGGUGGCAAUACAUUGGUAAAAAUAGAAAAGAGUAGAGGGCCUAGAGAGCUGCCCUGUGGUACACCACACUUUACAUGUUUGACAUUAGAGAAGCUUCCAUUAAAGAAAACUCUUUUGAGUUCUAUUAGAUAGCUCUGAAUCCACAAUAUGGCAGAGGUUGAAAAGCCAUAACACAUACGUUUUCUCAACCACAGGUUAUGGUCAAUAAUAUCAAAGGCUGCACUGAAAUCUAAGAGUACAGCUCCCACAGUCUUUUUAUUAUCAAUUUCUUUCAACCAAUCAUCAGUCAUUUGUGUCAGUGCAGUACAUGUUGAGUGCCCUUCUCUGUAAUCAUGCUCAAAGUCUGUUGUUAAUUGUAACUCGUUUCAGGAAACUAGGCAUAUGUCUUGUGUCACUACUUCACAGGAGCACCAUUUGAAUGUAAACCUUUUUUUAAAUCAAAAUGCGUUUUUGGCAGAAAUGCCUUCUGGAACGUGUGAACUUUCAUGUGCCUUAAUAACAAACUUGUAUGCCAUCUGUAAAUACGAAUACAAUUGUUAAAUUACGAGCCUAGUUGGUUUAGCCACGGAAAAAGACAGUAACCUUCCCGCUAGCCAUGAUUGGCUGAGAUAAUGAGUGGGCUGGACAUGCCGAGAGAUGAGUUCAGAUUGGUCUACCAUGUAGCUCGCUUCUGUCUAUAAUAUGAGCUGGUCAGUACAGUGAGGGAAAAAAGUAUUUGAUCCCCUGCUGAUUUGGUAGAGCAUGGCGCUUGUAACGCCAGGGUAGUGGGUUCGAUCCCCGGGACCCCCCAUACGUAAAAAUGUAUGCACACAUGAAUGUAAGUCGCUUUGGAUAAAAGCGUCUGCUAAAUGGCUUAUUAUUAUAUUAUUUUGUACGUUUUCCCACUGACAAAGAAAUGAUCAGUAUAUAAUGUUAAUGGUAGGUUUAUUUGAACAGUGAGAGACAGAAUAACAAACAAAAAAUCCAGAAGAACGCAUGUCAAAAAAUUUAUAAAUUGGCAGAUGUGUUGUUGCCUACCCUUACCACCUGGGGGCGGCCCAUCAGGAAGUCCAGGAUCCAGUUGCAGAGGGAGGUGUUUAGUCCAAGGGUCCUUAGCUUAGUGAUGAGCUUUGAGGGCACUAUGGUGUUGAACGCUGCGCUGUGGGCAAUAAACAGCAUUCUCACAUAGGUGUUCCUUUUGUCCAGGUGGGAAAGGGCAGUGUGGAGUGCAAUAGAGAUUGCAUCAUCUGUGGAUCUGUUGGGGCGGUAUGCGAAUUGGAGUGGGUCUAAGGUUUCUGGGAUAAUGGUGUUGAUGUGAGCCAUGACCAGCCUUUCAAAGCACUUCAUGGCUACAGACGAUAACAAUAAUACAUGUUCCACCUCUCCCACACUAACUUUACAAAAUGCAAACUUGCAAUGCUUUUCUUUCGUUAUUAGUUUUUUUUAUAGAUGAGUACGACGGCUCACUGUUCGUUGUUGGAAUUGAAAAAUGUCUGUUGUUGUCUGUUGAUGUGUCUGUAGCCAUGAGUUUGAACAGUGUCUGUUGUUGUGUCUGUAGCCAUGAGUUUGAACAGUGUCUGUUGUUGUGUCUGUAGCCAUGAGUUUGCCAGGGGCCUAGUGGAGGUCCAGGAAGAAGUGAAGGAGGAGGGGGUGGGGCAUGUUGCCAUGAGGAACCUGUUCUCCCGGGAAGCCAGCUCCAUGGAGACAGUUACCGUGGAGAAGAAGAGCAGGAAGAGGCACAUUAGAGAGUCAGCUGACCGCCUGGAGCUCAGCAAGAAGGUCAGUACUAUUAUUUGAUCGAUUGACUGAUUGAUUUAUUGAUUGGAGCUACAGAAGAAGGCUCUCCUGGACAUCACAUUACUUGUGGUCUUUUGUCAGUGUUAUGAGGGCGGUCUUAGAUAAGUUAACCCUUUCCUGUCCAUAUCCCUGCUGUCUGUCCCCUGUAGGUUGAGGAGAGAGCAGAGUUCCGUAAGAAGCAGAACAGUGACAGCCUGACCCAUCCUCCUGAGUUCAUAGUUCGUCCCCGAGGACAGACUGUCUGGGAGGGCAAGACUGUCAAGCUGCACUGCACCGUGACUGGAUGGCCUAAACCACGCAUUGCAUGGUGAGACACACACACACACACACACCCUCUCCUGCUGCUUUUUAUACCCCGCCCGCUCCCACUGACUUCUUGUCCGACUUCCACACUCUCCCGCAAGAACUGGUCCCGAACACGACCGCAGUCCUGCAAUGUUGUUUUAGGCUUAUGUGACACAGCUCACUUUGCGGCCCCAGUCCCAGAUAUUUUGCCAACCUAGUCAAGAUCAAAAUUUACAGAAAUAUCCUAAGAAAUAGAUUAAAAUACCAGCGAUUCUCACGUGGCCCAUUAUAUUAGGCUAUCGGUAUUAUUGGGCUAUAUAUCAGCCAAUAGGGUAGGGCUGACCCCAUUUAGUCAACUAAUGGAUUGGUCGAAAGAACAGAUGACUCUCGGGUCGACCAAUGUUUUUUUUAGUAGGGGACAGCCCUACAAUAGGGUAUUAUUGGGCUAUAUAUAUCAGCCAAUAGGGUAUUAUUGGGCUAUAUAUAUCAGCCAAUAGGGUAUUAUUGGGCUAUAUAUAUCAGCCAAUAGGGUAUUAUUGGGCUAUAUAUAUCAGCCAAUAGGGUAUUAUUGGGCUAUAUAUAUCAGCCAAUAGGGUAUUAUUGGGCUAUAUAUAUCAGCCAAUAGGGUAUUAUUGGGCUAUAUAUAUCAGCCAAUAGGGUAUUAUUGGGCUAUAUAUAUCAGCCAAUAGGGUAUUAUUGGGCUAUAUAUAUCAGCCAAUAGGGUAUUAUUGGGCUAUAUAUAUCAGCCAAUAGGGUAUUAUUGGGCUAUAUAUAUCAGCCAAUAGGGUAUUAUUGGGCUAUAUAUAUCAGCCAAUAGGGUAUUAUUGGGCUAUAUAUAUCAGCCAAUAGGGUAUUAUUGGGCUAUAUAUAUCAGCCAAUAGGGUAGCCCCUAUAAUAAUGAAUUGUAUUUUGUAAAGCGGUUUCUUGCAUCAUAAAACACAAUACAUUGCAAUUUACAGUCAGCUAUUUGGCCCAUGGUGUUACAGACCACGUAAAAAAAGUCCUUCAUAAUGUAAAAACGUUUUUAAAAGUAGGCCUGCAUUGAACACCACAUAUACUGUACUGUAGGCUAUAUCAUAUAGGACCCUGAACAGCUUCUUCUCCCAUAAGACUGCUAAACAAGACUGAUAAAUAGCUACUCAAAUGGCUACCCACUGCUGCUACUGUCUAUUAUCUACCCUGUUGCCUAGUCACUUUACCCCUACCUACAGUAUACUGCUGCUACUGUCUAUUAUCUACCCUGUUGCCUAGUCACUUCACCCCUACCUACAGUAUACUGCUGCUACUGUCUAUUAUCUAUCCUGUUGUCUAGUCACUUUACCCCUACCUAUAUGUACAUAGCUACCUCAACUACCUCAACUACCUCGUACCCCUUCACAUUGACUCUGGUACUGGUACUCCUUAUAUAUAGCCAUGUUGUUAUUCAUGACACAUAACAGGAUGGUGCCGACAGACAUGGUGGCCCUGUUUCUAGCUCCUAGCCCACAAUAUCUGCUCAGAACGUUUCUUACAUUAUUACUUACAGCCGAAAAUAACUUUGGGAUAUAUUCGACCGGCAGUCCAGCUUUUUGACCAGAAAUUAGACUUUCCUGAAUUGGAUCCUUUGUUUGAACUUCCCGAGGCAAUUCCAUUCAUCCCAGGGGAAGAGGAAUAAGGAGUGGACUUUUAGUUCGACUCAGUCAGGGUCAGGCGGAGGGCAAACCAUCCACCGCUUCCCAGUAUAUUACUCGCUAAUGUUCAGUCCCUGGACAAUAAAGUAGACGAGUUUAGGGUGAGGAUCUCCUUCCAGAGAGACAUCACGAAAUGUAACAUACUCUGUUUCAUGGAAUCAUGGCUCUCUCCGGAUGUACUGUCCCCGUCCAUACAGCCAGCGGGUUUCUCCGUCCAUUGUGCGUACAGGAAUAAAAAACUCUCAGGGAAAAAGAAAGGUGGAGGUGUUUUAUGAUGAACUCGGUGUGAUUGUGGUAACGUACAGGAACUCAAGUCCUUUUGUUCUCCCCAUCUGGAAUAUGUAGUGAUCACAAUAUAGUAACCAUAUCUAGAAAAACCAAAGUUUCAAAGGCUGGGCCUAAUAUAGUGUAUAAGAGGUUAGUUUUGUAGUAAUUCUUAUGUUGAUGUAAAGAAUAUUUGUUGGUCCGUGGUGUGUAAUGAGGAGCAAACAGACGUUGCACUUGACACAUUUAUGAAAUUGCUUAUUCCAGUUACAAAUAAACAUGCACCCAUUCAGAAAAUAAAAAAACGGUUAAAUCCCUGUGGAUGUAAGAAAUCCCCUCUCAAUGAUGCGCUUGUCUAGGCCCUGCAAUCGCAACUGUGCCACUCAAGACCUGGUUCGAUCCAGGCUCUGUCGCAGCCGCCGCGACCGGAAUCAUGUCACAUACCAGCGUGCCAGUGAGGAGGGAUAUGCCGGCAGGAUGUACUCACACCAGCUGGCUGCAACGCGGGUUUGUCGAUCCACGGGGCAGUAUAAAAAAAAAAAUAUAUUCUAACUGUAAGUCCUCUGGUAAGACUUUGCUAAAUGACGGUAAAUUAACUACAAACCACAACGGCAAUCGCAACAUACUAAGAUUAUGCACUGAACAGCUCUGCCGUCGGAUGUGCAGGCUUGCAAACUUGUACUGACCCGACGAUCUGCCAGGACCGAGUACCAAUGCUAAUCGCUAUGAGGCAAAAAACUCUGAAGCAUGCAUGAGAGCACUAGCUGUUCUGGAUGACUGUGUGAUCACGCUCUCCGUAGCUGAUGUGAGCAAGACCUUUAAACAGGUCAACAUUCACAAGGCUGCAGGGCCAAACGGAUUACCAGGACGUGUACAGUCGUGGUCAAAAGUUUUGAGAAUGACACAAAUAUUAAUUUUCACAAAGUCUGCUGCCUCAGUUUUUAUGAUGCCAAUUUGCAUAUACUUCAGAAUGUUAUGAAGAGUGAUCAGAUAAAUUACAAUUAAUUGCAAAGUCCCUCUUUGCCAUGAAAAAUGAACUUAAUCCCAGAAAAACAUUUCCACUGCAUUUCAGCCCUGCCACAAAAGGACCAGCUGCCAUCAUGUCAGUGAUUCUCUCGUUAACACAAGUGAGUGUUGACGAGGACAAGGCUGGAGAUCACUCUGUCAUGCUGAUUGAGUUAGAAUAACAGACUGGAAGCUUUUAAAGGAGGGUGGUGCUUGAAAUCAUUGUUCUUCCUCUGUUAACCAUGGUUACCUGCAAGGAAACACGUGCCGUCAUCAUUGCUUUGCACAAAAAGGGCUUCACAGGCAAGGAUAUUGCUGCUAGUAAGAUUGCACCUAAAUCAACCAUUUAUCGGAUCAUCAAGAACUUCAAGGAGAGAGGUUCAAUUGUUGUGAAGAAGGCUUCAGGGUGCCCAAGAAAGUCCAGCAAGCGCCAGGACCGUCUCCUAAAGUUUAUUCAGCUGCGGGAUCGGGGCACCACCAGUGCAGAGCAGCAGGCAGGUGUGAGUGCAUCUGCACGCACAGUGAGACAAAGACUUUUGGAGGAUGGCCUGGUGUCAAGAAGGGCAGUGAGGAAGCCACUUCUCUCCAGGAAAAACAUCAGGGACAGACUGAUAUUCUGCAAAAGGUACAGGGAUUGGACAGCUGAGGACUGGGGUAAAGUCAUUUUCUCUGAUGAAUCUCCUUUCCGAUUGUUUGGGGCAUCCGGAAAACACCUUGUUCCGAGAAGACAAGGUGAGCGCUACCAUCAGUCCUGUGUCAUGCCAACAGUAAAGCAUCCUGAGACCAUUCAUGUGUGGGGUUGCUUCUCAGCCAAGGGAGUGGGCUCACUCACAAUUUUAGCAGAGAACACAGCUAUGAAUAAAGAAUGGUACCAACAUAUCCUCUGAGAGCAACUUCUCCCAACCAUCCAAGAACAGUUUGGUGACGAACAAUGCCUUUUCCAGCAUGAUGGAGCACCUUGCCAUAAGGCAAAAGUGAUAACUAAGUGGCUCGGGGAACAAAACAUCGACAUUUUGGGUCCAUGGCCAGAAAAUCCCCAGACCUUAAUCCCAUUGAGAACUUGUGGUCAAUCCUCAAGAGGCGGGUGGACAAACAAAAACCCAUAAAUUCUGACAAACUCCAAGCAUUGAUUAUGCAAGAAAGGGCUGCCAUCAGUCAGGAUGUGGCCCAGAAGUUAAUUGACAGCAUGCCAGUGCGGAUUGCAGAGGUCUUGAAAAAGAAGGGUCAACACUGCAAAUAUUGACUCUUUGCAUAAACUUCAUGUAAUUGUCAAUAAAAGCCUUUGACACUUAUGGAAUUUACAUUUACAUUUAUGUCAUUUAGCAGAUGCUCUUAUCCAGAGCGACUUACAAAUUGCUUGUAAUUAUACUUCAGUAUACCAUAGUAACAUCUGACAAAAAUAUCUAAAAACACUGAAGCAGCAAACUUUGUGCAGACCAAUACUUGUCAUUCUCAAAACUUUUGACCACGACUGUACUCAGAGCAUGCGCAGACCAACUGGCAAGUGUCUUCACUGACAUUUUCAACCUCUCCCUGACCGAGUCUGUAAUAACUACAUGUUUCAAGCAGACCACCAUAGUCCCUGUGCCCAAGAAAGCGAAGGUAACCUGCCUAAAUGACUACCGACCCAUAGCACUCACGUCCAUAAGUGUCAGAGGAAGGCCCUCAAAAUUGUCAAAGACUCCAGCCACCCUAGUCAUAGACUGUUCUCUCUGCUACCGCCCUAGACCCACUCCAAUUUGCAUACCGCCCCAACAGAUCCACAGAUGAUGCAAUCUCUAUUGCACUCCACACUGCCCUUUCCCACAUGGACAAAAGGAACACCUACUGUAUGUGAGAAUGCUGUUCAUUGACUACAGCUCAGAGUUCAACCCCAUAGUGCACUCAAAGCUCAUCACUAAGCUAAGGAUCCUGGGACUAAACACCUCCCUCUGCAACUGGAUCCUGGACUUCCUGACGGGCCGCCCCCAGGUGGUAAGGGUAAGUAACAACACAUCUGCCACACUGAUCCUCAACACGGGGGCCCCUCAGGGGUGCGUGCUCUGUCCCCUCCUGUACUAUUCACCCACGACUGCGUGGCCAGGCAUGACUCCAACACCACCUUUAAGUUUGAUCACCGACAAUGAUGAGCCAGCCUAUAGGAAGGAGGUCAAAGACCGGGCCGUGUGGUGCCAGGACAACAACCUCUCCCUCAACGUGAACAAGACAAAGGAGCUGAUCGUGAACUACAGGAAAAGGAGGGCCAAACACACCCCCAUUCACAUCGACGGGGCUGUAGUCGAGCGGGUCGAGAGUUUCAAGUUUCUUGGUGUCCACAUCACCAACAAACUAUCAUGUUCCAAACACACCAAGACAGUCGUGAAAAGGGCACGACUAUGCCUUUUCCCCCUCAGGAGACUGAAAACAUUUGGCAUGGGUCCCCAGAUCAUCAAAAAGUUCUACAGCUGCACCAUCGAGAGCAUCCUGACCGGUUGCAUCACCACCUGGUAUCACCGCUAUUUACAUUGACCCCCCCCCCCCCCCCCCCCCCCACAGCUGCUACUCGUUGUUUAUUAUCUAUGCAUAGUCACUUUACCCCUACCUACAUGUACAAAUUACCUCGACUGACUAACCUGUACCCCAGCACAUUGACUCGGUACCGGUACCCCCUGUAUAUAGUCUCGUUAUUGUUACUUUUUAUUUUUUAUUAUUUAAUUUAGUAAAUAUUUUCUUAACUCUUAAAAUUGCAUUGUUGGUUAAGGGCUUGUCAGUAAGCAUUUCACGGUAAGAUCUACACCUGUUCUAUUCGGCGCAUGUGACAAAUAACAUUUAAUCUGAUUUGGAUUGAUGAGGAAUUGAAAAAUGGUAUGGUUGAUGAGGCGAAAGGAAUGGCAAAUAAGUCUGGCUGCACAACCGAUUGGCAAACGUACUGCAAAUUGAGAAAUAAUGUGACUAAACUGAAUAAAAAUAAGAAGAAACAAAAAUAAAUAAAUUACAUAAAGAUGAUGAUGAUGAUAAAUAGUAAAAAGCUUUGGAAAUUUGGGAAAAAAGGCAAACUCAGCUCCAUCAUUCAUUGAAUCAGAUGGCUCAUUCAUCACAAAACCAACUGAUAUUGCCAACUACUUCAAUUAUUUUUUCAUUGGCAAGAUUAGCAAGCUUAAGCAUGACAUGCCAGCAACAAACGCUGACACUACACAUCCAAGUAUAUCUGACCAAAUUAUGAAUGACAAGAAUUGUAAUUUUGAAUUCCGUAAAGUGAGUGUGGAAGAGGUGAAAUAAUGAUUGUCUAUCAACAAUGACAAGCCACCAGGAUCUGACAACUUGGAUGGAAAAUUACUGAGGAUAAUAGCGGACGAUAUUGCCACUCCUAUUGGCCAUAUCUUCAAAUUAAGCCUCCUAGAAAGUGUUUGCCCUCAGGCCUGGAAGGAUUGCAAAAGUCAUUCCUCUACCUAAGAAUAGUAAAGCCCCCUUUACUGGCUCAAAUAGCCGAGCAAUCAGCAUGUUACCAACCCUUAAUAAAGUUUUGGAAAAAAUUGUUUGACCAGAUAAAAUGCUAUUUUACAGCAAACUGUUAGGUUGGGUGGGGGACUCAGGUGCAGAGACGGACACACGGACAAAGAGAGUAAAAUUAGGAUGUAGUUUAUUCAACGUGUAUAGGCAGAGGUAGGUAGUCAGGGUGGAAUAGCUUCAGGCUGGGGUAGGAGCUGAGUGGAGUGGAGAGCCAGUAGUCCUGAGAGCUGGAUAACGAGGAUAUCAGGCAACAGAGGAGCAGGUAGCGGCGUGGGAAUGGCAGGCAGGCAGGCAGGCAAGCAGGCAGCAGGAACAGACGAGAUCUGGUCGAAGGAGAGACAGGUUACAAAACGUGGCAGGAACAACAAUAAUACUGAGAGAGUACAACUACACUGAGAGUGCUGUACGGGCCAAGUUACCACUGGAAGUGUAGGAACGAACUGGCGCUGGAGAGGUGUCCAGCCCGGGUAGAUAUCUGCUGCUUGAUUGGUGCCAAUGAGCUGCAGCUUGAUGCAACUGAUCUGAUGAUAGAAAGGCCACGCCCGCUGACCUAGAACCUCUGACUGCACAGCAGGGGGAGACAGACACAAACAACACACACAGGGGAGAAAAGGGAAAGGAACACCAACAGGAACAGGACCAACAGAGCCGGACCGUAACACAAACAAAUUGACAACAGACUUUCAGCACGCUUAUAGGGAAGGACAUUCAAUAAUCACAGCACUUACACAAAUGACUGAUGAUUGGCUGAGAGAAAUCGAUGAUAAAAAGGCUGUUUUGUUAGACUUCUGUGCGGCUUUUGACAUUAUCGAUCAUAAUCUGCUACUGGAAAAACGUAUGUGUUAUGGCUUUACAUCCCCUGCUAUAUUGUGGAUAGAGUUACCUGUUUAGCAGAACACAGAGAGCGUUUUUUAAUGAAAGCCUCUCCAACAUAAUCCAGGUAGAAUCAGGAAUUCCCCAGGGCAGCUGUCUAGGCCCCUUACUUUUUAAAAUCUUUAUUAAUGACAUGCUACUGGCUUUGAGUAAAGCCAGAGUGUCUAUUUCUGUCUAUGUAAAACAAGGUUGUCCACUAUCGGCAUACAGUGGGGGAAAAAAGUAUUUAGUCAGCCACCAAUUGUUAAUAACAGAACACAGAGGGUAUUAUUUAAUGGAAGCCUCUCCAACAUAAUCCAGGUAGAUUUAGGAAUUCCCCAGGGCAGAUGUCUAGGCCCCUUACCCUUUUCAAUCUUUACUAACGACAUGCCACUGGCUUUGCGUAAAGCCAGGGUGUCUAUGUAUGCGGUUGACUCAAAACUAUACACGUCAGCUACUACAGUGACUUAAAUGACUGUAACACUUAACAUUGAGCUGCAGUUAGUUUAAGAAUGGGUGGCAAGGAAUAAGUUAGUCCUAAAUAUUUCAAAAACUAAAAGCAUUGUAUUUGGGACAAAUCGUUCACUAAACCCUAAACCUCAAAGAAUUCUUAUAAUAAAUAAUGUGGAAAUUGAGCAUGUUGAGGUGACUAAACUGUUUGGAGUAACCCUGGAUUGUAAACUGUCAUGGUCAAAACAUAUUAAUACAACAGUAGCUAAGAUGGGGAGAAGUUUAUCCAUAAUAAAGCGCUGCUCUACCUUCUAAACAGCACUACAGACACACAGACAGGUCCUACAGGCCCUAGUUUUGUCGCACCUGGACUACUGUUCAGUCGUGUGGUCAGGUGCCACAAAGACGGACUUAGGAAAAUUGCAAUUGGCUCAGAACAGGGCAGCACGUCUGGCCCUUGGAUGUACACAGAGAGCAAACAUUAAUAAUAUGCAUGUCAAUCUCUCCUGGCUCAAAGUGGAGGAGAGAUGGACUUCAUCACUACUUGUAUUUGUGAGAGGUAUUGACAUGUUGGUGUUGGAGUCGUGCCUGGCCAUACAUUCAUGAGUGAACAGGUAGUACAGGAGGGGACUGAGGAUCAGCAUGGUGGAUGUGUUGUUACCUACCCUUACCACCUGGGGAUGGACGUCAGGAAGUCCAGGAUCCAGUUGCAGAUGGAGGUGUUUAGUCCCAGGGUCCUAAGCUUGGUGAUGAGCUUUGAGGGCACUAUGGUGUUGAACGCUGAGCUUUAGUCAAUGAAUAGCAUUCUCACAUAGUUGUUCCUUUUGUCCAGGUGGGAAAGGGCAGUGUGGAGUGCAAUAGAGAGUGCAUCAUCUGUGGAUCUGUUGGGGCGAUAUGUAAAUUGGAGUGGGUCUAGGGUUUCUGGGAUAAUGGUGUUGAUUUGAGCAAUGACCAGCCAUUCAAAGCACUUCAUGGCUACAGACGUGAGUGCUACGGGUCUGUAGUAAUUUAGGCAGGUUACCUUAGUGUUCUUGGGCACAGGGACUAUGGUGGUCUGCUUGAAACAUGUUGGUAUUACAGACUCAGGCAGGGAGAGGUUGAAAAUGUCAGUGAAGACACUUGCCAGUUGGUCAGCGCAUGCUCGGAGUACACGUCCUGGUAAUCCGUCUGGCCCUGCGGCCUUGUGAAUGUUGACCUAUUUAAAGGUCUUACUCACAUCGGCUACGGAGAGCGUGAUCACCUAGUCGUCCGGAACAGCUGAUGCUCUCAUGCAUGCUUCAGUGUUGCUUGCCUCGAAGCGAGCAUAGAAGUAUUUUAGCUCGUCUGGUAGGCUUGUGUCACUGGGCAGCUCGCGGCUGUGCUUCCCUUUGUAGUCUGUAAUAGUUUGCAAGCCCUUGCACAUCCCUCGGAACCGGUGUAGUACGAUUCGAUCUUAGUCCUGUCCUUGAAAGCGGCAGGUCCAAUCUUUAGCUCAGUGCGGAUGUUGCCUAUAAUCCAUGGCUUCUGGUUGGGAUAUGUAUGUACAGUCACUGUUGUGAUGACAUCAUCGAUGCGCUUAUUGAUGAAGCCAGUGACUGAUGUGGUGUACUCCUCAAUGCCAUCGGAAGAAUCUCGGAAUAGUCCUGUAGCUUAGCAUCUACUUCAUCUGACCACUUUUCUAUUGACCGAGUCACUGGUGCUUCCUGCUUUAGUUUUUGCUUGUAAGCAGGAAUCAGGAGGAUAGAAUUAUGGUCAGAUUUGCCAAAUGGAGGGCGAGGGAGAGCUUUGUACGCGUCUCUGUGUGUGGAGUAAAGGUGGUCUAGAGUUUUCUUCCCUUUGGUUGCACAUUUAACAUGCUGGUAGAAAUGAUGUAAAACGGAUUUAAGUUUCCCUGCAUCAAAGUCCCUGGCCACUAGGAGCGCUGCCUUUGGAUGAGCAUUUUCCUGUUUGCUUAUGGCCGAAUACAGCUCAUUGAGUGCAGUCUUAGUGCCAGCAUCGGUUUGUGGUGGUAAAUAGACAGCUAUGAAGAAUAUAGAUGAGAACUCUCUUGGUAGUUAGUGUGGUCUACAGCUUAUCAUGAGCUACUCUACGUCAAGUGAGCAAAACCUUGAGACUUCCUUAGAUAUCGUGCACCAGCUGUUGUUUACAAAUAUACAUAGACCGCCACUCCUUGUCUUACCAGAGGCUGCUGUUCUGUCCUGCCGAUACAGUGUAUAACCCGCCAUCUGUAUGUUAUUCAUGUCGUCGUUCAGCCACGACUCGGUGAAACAUAAGAUUUUACAGUUUUUAAUGUCCCGUUAGUAGGAUAUACAGUUGAAGUCGGAAGUUUACAUACACUUAGGUUGGAGUCAUUAAAACUCGUUUUUCAACCACUCCACAAAUUUCUUGUUAACAAACUAUAGUUUUGGCAAGUCGGUUAGGACAUCUACUUUGUGCAUGACACAAGUAAUUUUUCCAACAAUUGUUUACAGACAGAUUAUUUAAUUUAUAAUUCACUGUAUCAAAAUUCCAGUGGGUCAGAAGUUUACAUACACUAAGUUGACUGUGCCUUUAAACAGCUUGGAAAAUUCCAGAAAAUUAUGUAAUUUUUUUUUUUUAUUUCAUCAUUUGAGUCAAUUGGAGGUGUACCUGUGGAUGUAUUUCAAGGCCUACCUUCAAACUCAGUGCCUCUUUGCUUGAUAAUGUGGGAAAAUCAAAAGAAAUCAGCCAAGACCUCAUAAAAAAAUGGUAGACCUCCACAAGUCUGGUUCAUCCUUGGGAGCAAUAUCCAAACACCUGAAGGUACCACGUUUAUCUGUACAAACAAUAGUACACAAGUAUAAACACCAUGGGACCACGCAGCCGUCAUACCGUUCAGGAAGGAGACGCGUUCUGUCUCCUAGAGAUGAAUGUACUUUGGUGCGAAACGUGCAAAUCAAUCCCAGAACAACAGCAAAGGACCUUGUGAAGAUGCUGGAGGAAACAGGUACAAAAGUAUCUAUAUCCACAGUAAAACGAGUCCUAUAUCGACAUAACCUGAAAGGCCGCUCAGCAAAGAAGAAGCCACUGCUCCAAAACCGUCAUAAAAAAGUCAGACUAUGGUUUGCAACUACACAUGGGGACAAAGAUCGUACUUUUUGGAGAAAUGUCCUCUGGUCUGAUGAAACAAAAAUAGAACUGUUUGGCCAUAAUGACCAUUGUUAUGUUUGGAGGAAAAAGGCGGUUGCUUGCAAGCCAAAGAACACCAUCCCAACCGUGAAGCACGGGGGUGGCAGCAUCAUACUGUGGGGGUGCUUUGCUGCAGGAGGGACUGGUGCACUUCACAAAAUAGAUGGCAUCAUGAGGAAGGAAAAUUAUGUGGCUAUAUUGAAGCAACAUCUCAAGACAUCAGUCAGGAAGUUAAAGCUUGGUCGCAAAUGAGUCUUCCAAAUGGACAAUGACCCCAAGCAUAAUUCCAAAGUUGUGGCAAAAUGGCUUAAGGACAACAAAGUCAAGGUAUUGGAGUGGCCAUCACAAAGCCCUAAUCUCAAUCCUAUAGAAAAUGUGUGGGCAGAACUGAAAAAGCGUGUGCAAGCAAGGAGGCCUACAAACCUGACUCAGUUACACCAGCUCUGUCAGGAGGAAUGGGCCAAAAUUCACCCAACUUAUUGUGGGAAGCUUGUGGAAGGCUACCCGACAUGUUUGACAUAAGUUAAACAAUUUAAAUGCAAUGCUACCAAAUACUAAUUGAGUGUAUGUAAACUUCUGACCCACUGGGAAUGUGAUGAAAGGAAUAAAAGCUGAAAUAAAUCAUUCUCUCUACUAUUAUUCUGACAUUUCACAUUCUUAAAAUAAAGUGGUGAUCCUAACUGACCUAAGACAGGGAUUUUUUACUAGGAUUAAAUGUCAGGAAUUGUGAAAAACUGAGUUUAAAUGUAUUUGGCUAAGGUGUAUGAAAACUUCCGCCUUCAACUGUACAUGCUUUUAGUUCAUCCACUUUAUUAUCCAGAGAUUGUACGUUGGCCAAUAGUACCGAUGGCAAAGCAGGUUAGCCACUCGGCGCCGGCUUCUUAUCAGGCACCCCGAUCUCCUUCCGCGAUAUCUCCGUCUCUUUCUCCUGCGAAUGACUGGGAUUAGGGCCCUGUCGGUUGUCUGGAGCAAAUCCCUCUCGUCCGACUCAUUAGAGAAAAAUUAUUUGUCCAGUUCAAGGUGAGUAAUCUCUGUUUUGAUGUCCAGAAGCUCUUUUCGGUCAUAUGAGACGGUAGCAGCAACAUUAUGUACAAAAUAAGUUACAAACAAUGCGAAAAAACAAACAAAAUAUCACGGUUGGUUUAAGAGUCCAUAAAACGGCAGCCAUCCCCUCUGCUGCUAUUACACAAUAAAUCCAUAAUAAAUGCAAAAUACUAAAUACCUCACCAUCAAAUGCAGACAGCAUUACCUCCCAUUGUCACGCCUGUGUAUAUUUCCCCCCCAAGCCGACACCACGACGGCUCUCAAGGAACUACAUUGGACUUUGUGCGAACUGGAAACCAUAUAUCCUGAGUAGGGCUCUGGCGGUCACGAAAUUUCGUCAAGGUUGUCAAGCAAAUAACUGCCGGUCUCACGGUAAUUGACCGUCAAUUAACAUAAACAAAUUUAGCAUCUCCUGGCUUCCUACAAGCCGCUGAUGCAGACCUUUGGAACAUCGAAUCCAAGAUGGCGUAGUAGUGCAGUCCUGAUGCAGACCUUUGGAACAUCGAAUCCAAGAUGGCGUAGUAGUGCAGUCCUGAUGCAGACCUUUGGAACAUCGAAUCCAAGAUGGCGUAGUAGUGCAGUCCUGAUGCAGACCUUUGGAACAUCUACAUUUGAAAAAGUCUAAUAAAUCCAGGUAAUAUACUGUAGUCUACAACUUUACAAUAAAUCCAUUAUUUAUUUUAGACAGGUCUAAAGAAACUUGAUAUGAAGAAAAUGUAGUCUGUUUCAGAAGAACAGAAUAACAUACUUAGUUGUCCUUAUGUUAGGUCCUGAUCUGGCUAUGCCAUAUGGCUGUAGGCUACACUAGUUCAUUUAGCAGACAAGAUUUGCUUAGAAUUCCGUGGCAUUAUUUUGUGGUAUUUUAUUGAAUAUCAAAUACAAGAACAUGUUUCAGUAUAAUACAGUACGCUAAAAAACAAGAUGUAGAUUCAUCAAUAAUGGCUGUUGAUGCCAAAAAGGCUUUCCACCAUCUUUAGUGGCGUUUUCUAUUCAACAUUUUGGAAGGAUUAAACUUUCCAGCUGAAAUAAUACAUUUCAUGAAAAUAUUAUAUAAACAUCCUUAAGUAAAAACGCAGUACAGUAUACACAAAUAAUACUGUACAUUAUUUGCUGAAAUUGCUUUAGAAAGGGGCACAAGACAGGGGUGUCCUCUCGCCCCCCUCCUGUUUGCACUGGCAAUUGAACCGCUUGCAGAAAGAAUUAGACAGGACCCAAACGUAACAGGUAUCAGUAUUGGUAAUAUAAACUAAACUUUAUUGCCGACGAUCUCCUGAUAUACCUGACUAAUAUUGAAAACUCAAUACCCCCCUUAAAAUUUACUUAGAUAAAAAAAAAAAAUGUUAAUAAUAAAAAUAAAAAUGAUAACUCAUGAUCUACAGCAAUCCUUGAAGUGGACCACAAAAUAUAUACCAUUCUGGCUACAGACAGAAACAACAUAACACAAUUUGAAGUCAUAUGGGAUAGAGUCUGGGAUGCAAUGGAGUCAAUGUGGGCCAGCAUCCCUGUGGAACGCUUUCAACACCUUCUAUUGUCCAUGCCGCAAUGAAUUGAGGCUGCUCUGAGGGCAAAAUGGGGUGCAACUCAAUAUUACGAAGGUAUUCCUAAUGUUUUGUACACUCAGUGUAUAAUACGUCAAGCAGUUCUCUUCAAGAGUCAAGCCUCUCUAGCACAGAGAUCUUCUCCUUUUCUGUUCUUCUGAAAACAAUGUCUUCUCUCACUCCCUCCAUCAGGUAUAAGAACAAUGUGAUUAUAGAUGAGAAGGCCAAUCCUGACAAGUACGCAGCAGAGAGCAACUACAACAUGCACUCUCUGGAGAUCAAGAGGUAGGUAGCUAUAGUAACCCUGACAACACUCUCUGUAGAUCAAGAGGUAGGUAGCUAUAGUAACCUGACAACACUCUCUGAAGAUCAAGAGGUAGGUAGCUAUAGUAACCCUCACAACACUCUCUGGAGAUCAAGAAGUAGGUAGCUAUAGUAACCCUGACAACACUCUCUGGAGAUCAAGAGGUAGGUAGCUAUAGUAACCCUGACAACACUCUCUGUAGAUCAGGAGGUAGGUAGCUAUAGUAACCUGACAACACUCUCUGAAGAUCAGGAGGUAGGUAGCUAUAGUAACCUGACAACACUUUAUGUAGAUCAGGAGGUAGGUAGCUAUAGUAACCUGACAACACUCUCUGUAGAUCAAGAGGUAGGUAGCUAUAGUAACCCUGACAACACUCUCUGGAGAUCAGGAGGUAGGUAGCUAUAGUAACCCUGACAACACUCUCUGUAGAUCAAGAGGUAGGUAGCUAUAGUAACCCUGACAACACUCUCUGUAGAUCAGGAGGUAGGUAGCUAUAGUAACCUGACAACACUCUCUGUAGAUCAAGAGGUAGGUAGCUAUAGUAACCUGACAACACUCUCUGGAGAUCAAGAGGUAGGUAGCUAUAGUAACCCUGACAACACUCUCUGGAGAUCAGGAGGUAGGUAGCUGUAGUAGCUAUAGUAACCGUAACCCUGUAAGGUAUAUCAGACAGGGCUGUGUUGUGGUUGUUGUGGUGGUUUUGUAAUGUCUGUGUUCUGCUUGUAGCUGUGACUUCCUGGACACGGCUCAGUACCAUGUGUCUGCUCUCAACAUAAAGGGAGAGAGCUCCUCCGUUGCCACCGUGGUCAUCAAGAGUAUGUUCUCCUCCUCUCAUAUCCUGUUUUUACAUCUCUUCUGUAUCUCUAAAUCUUUGUUUAUAUUGAGCUCAACUUCCUGAAUCAAAUAUGUGUUAUUCAUAUUAAUUUGCAUAGCAUUUAAAUCUCCACCAGGGUUCCAGGAGGGAGAUAAAGUGGGACCUCUUGAUGCUAAACCACGUGAGUCUAAAUCUGGCUCCUGUCGUCAACCCUAACCCUAACCCUAACCCUAACCCUAACCCUAACCCUAAACCACGUGAGUCUAAAUCUGGCUCCUGUCUGUCUCUAUAUCCUGUAGAGGUGUCAACCCUAACCCUAAACCAUGUGAGUCUAGUCUGAAAUCUGGCUCCUGUCUGUCUCUCUAUAUGCUGUAGAGGUAUCAUGGUAUAGUUCAGUAUGACUGUUGUCUUAGUUCUGUAGAGCACUCUGUUGUUCGUCAUCUGUCUGUCUGUCUCUCUUUCAGAUGGGUUCUGCUCGGAGCACGGCGUGACCUUUGAGACAGCCAUCAUAGACUCGUUUGAGGUGGCGUUCGGCCGGGAGGGAGAGACUCUGAGUCUGGGCUGCACCGUCAUCGUCUACCCAACCGUUAAACGCUACCAGCCUGAUGUCCUCUGGUACAGAGAUGGUGGGUAGCAACACAAACACAGGGCCCUAACCUACUUCAUUUAUAUACAAUUAAACAACUUUAAAUUCUAUUUGGAGAACAGCAAAAACAAGCAAAAAUGACUCCAGCCAUUAUCACCUUGGCUGCUGUAGGUCCAUUCACCUCAGUCACACAUAGCCUAUUAGUUAUACAAUUCUAAUGUUAUUCCCCUGAAAGAUCCUGUGGAGAUGUUCAUAUUGAAACACACAGUGGUUGUAUUUUAAUGUCGGCCUAUAGGGAAGAUAGAUCCUGUGGAGAUGUUCAUAUUGAAACAUACACUGGUUGUAUUUUAAUGUAGGCCUAUAGGGAAGAUAGGUCCUGUGGAGAUGUUCAUAUUGAAACAUACAGUGGUUGUAUUUUAAUGUAGGCCUAUGGGGAAGAUAGGUCCUGUGGAGAUGUUCAUAUUGAAACAUCGUCACAGGACCUAUCUUCCCUAUAGGUUACAUUAAAAUUCAAUUAACAUGCAAACAAUACAGUUCUAAAAAUGUUAUAUGUUUUCGUUUCUUCACUGAUGCUACGUGUCGGUGUGAAUCAUUUCUAAUUUUUCCCCCUCUUUCAGGGGUAUAACAUUAGAAUGGUAUUUUAAUGUCGGUCUAUAGGGAAGAUAGGCCUGUGGAGAUGUUCAUAUUGAAACAUAUGUUAUUUUUUGAAGUUUGUAACUUGUUUGAUAAGAUUAGUACAGAUUUUCUCAGGGGACACAUGGGGCCACAACCCCAAGUUUUGGAACCACUGUACUAACCUCUCUCUCUCCUCUGCUUCCUCCUGCAUGCAUUGCAUUCUGCCUCAGCUUUACCACUGAGCACCACAUCACUGUUUCAGUAGCCUACUCUCUGUAAAGCAAAGUUAUGAGAACUUAGUAGCCUAUUUUUUGCUGCUGUUGAGGUAGGCUCUGUUUAAUGUUAGCUUCUUACGUCAUUCUUCUAGCUGGCUUAGUAAUGCUAGCCAGAGCCUUCAACGUUACUGCGAUAGACGUCUCUGCCGGCAGCUAGCCACCUGACUGACUGACAUAUCUAUAAGCAAUUAUUUACCAGUUGUUCACUCAUUCUCCGAGAGUCGGUUUUCGUUUGCUUGGGGGAUAUCUGUAGACACGAUAGAAGUCGCGGGCGGUUUUAAAAUAACCUUUUGUCCGACAUCUCGCAAAACACACUGUCAGUAGCGUCUCUAUUGCCUACUUGAGCCGACCACGAGCUGGGGUAUUUCCUUUCACGUCUCAGGCCCUCAGCCUGUGCCACGAGAGGGCGGAGUUAACCAUUUGAGAGAGAGGUGAAUGUGCUGCUAAAAGGCAAAUCAGGAGGCAAAUAAUGGUGACAUAAUGAACAAACCUGUUCGUGAUUCCACUCGUUCACAAAGAGGCAGGCUCAAUGAGUACUCAGUCAAAUCAAGUAUAUAAGCGUUCUGAGCUUUGAUCAACGCUGGUAGGAAUAUUUAGUUGUUGACCCGUAAUUGAUUUUCUUUAUUGUGUACAAAAUAUAUAUUUGUAUUACUUUAUAUAUUUUUCAAAUGUGACCGACCGCUUUGAUUUGGUCUUAUGUAGCAACAUUUUGAAAUUGUGUUUUUUACAUUGGAUAAAAGUACCGACUCAGAGCUAGAAAAUGGUAUAUCAUACACCGCAGUUGAAGAACAAGGGAAAGUAAUUCUGCUUUGAAAGUUGAUAAACUUGUAACCUCACUUUUGAGAAAAUGGCCCUUAAAUGUUUUGGUACACCUACUGGAGAGCUCUUCUUUGUCUACACCCAUUCAGUAUCGUUCACACCCUCUUAAGCUUUAGCCCCACCCAUCUCUUUAAGGACUCAUGUGAGGUCAUGUGCUGAACAGAGUGAGAAGAGUAGUAAACAACCAAAUAUUUAAAAAGUGAUAAAAGUAGUCGCCUACAAUAAGGAACAAUUCCAGGUAAAAAUACACUUCAUCUAGUCCUUGGCCUAUAUCCUAAUCUGACUUUGGUGCAGGUCAUGUUGUUCCUCACAUUACCUUCUCUGGUAAAACAAACAAUAUAUCAAAUAAAAUCUAUGUUUAUUUGUCACUUUCACAGGAUACAGAAGGUGUAAACGGUACAGUGAAAUGGUUACUUGGCCAUAAUCACCCCCAGACACACCUGGCUAACUUGAUGGGUCAUGUAAUCAUCUGGCGAAGUGGAGUCUUUUGUUUAGACAUGUAGCUAGCUAGCUAGCUAAACAAUGAACCGGCAUAAUCCCAACUCAUUCUACUACCAAUACAAACAUUGUCAUAGCUGUACAUUUACAUUUACAUUUUAGUCAUUUAGCAGACGCUCUUAUCCAGAGCGACUUACAGGAGCAAUUAGGGUUAAGUGCCUUGCUCAAGGGCACAUUUACGUCAUUUAGCAGACGCUCUUAACCAGAGCGACUACAAAUUGGUGCAUUCACCCUAUAGCCAGUGGGAUAACCACUUUACAAUUAUACUUAUUUAUUUAUUUAUUUUUAUUUAUUUAUUUUUUUUUGGGGGGGGGGGAAGGGUAGAAGGAUUACUUUAUCCUAUCCCAGGUGUUCCUUAAAGAGGUGGGGUUUCAAAUGUCUCCGGAAGGUGGUGAGUGACUCCGCUGUCCUGGCGUCGUGAGGGAGCUUGUUCCACCAUUGGGGUGCCAGAGCAGCGAACAGUUUUGACUGGGCUGAGCGGGAACUAUGCUUCCGCAGAGGAAGGGAAGCCAGCAGGCCAGAGGUGGAUGAACGCAAUGCCCUCGUUUGGGUGUAGGGACUGAUCAGAGCCUGAAGGUACGGAGGUGCCGUUCCCCUCACUGCUCCAUAGGCAAGCACCAUGGUCUUGUAACGGAUGCGAGCUUCAACUGGAAGCCAGUGGAGUGUGCGGAGGAGGGGGGGUGACGUGAGAGAACUUGGGAAGGUUGAACACCAGACGGGCUGCGGCAUUCUGGAUGAGUUGUAGGGGUUUAAUGGCACAGGCAGGGAGCCCAGCCAACAGCGAGUUGCAGUAAUCCAGACGGAAGAUGACAAGUGCCUGGAUUAGGACCUGUGCCGCUUCCUGUGUAAGGCAGGGUCGUACUCUCCGAAUGUUGUAGAGCAUGAACCUGCAGGAUCGGGUCACCGCCUUGAUGUUAGCGGAGAACGACAGGGUGUUGUCCAGGGUCACGCCAAGGCUCUUCGCGCUCUGGGAGGAGGACACAACGGAGUUGUCAACCGUGAUGGCGAGAUCAUGGAACGGGCAGUCCUUCCCCGGGAGGAAGAGCAGCUCCGUCUUGCCAGGGUUCAGCUUGAGGUGGUGAUCCGUCAUCCAUGCUGAUAUGUUGGCCAGACAUGCAGAGAUGCGAUUCGCCACCUGGUUAUCAGAAGGGGGAAAGGAGAAGAUUAGUUGUGUAUCGUCAGCGUAGCAAUGAUAGGAGAGGCCAUGUGAGGAUAUGACAGAGCCAAGUGACUUGGUGUAUAGCGAGAAUAGGAGAGGGCCUAGAACUGAGCCCUGGGGGACACCAGUGGUGAGAGCACGUGGUGCGGAGACAGCUUCUCGCCACGCCACUUGGUAGGAGCGACCGGUCAGGUAGGACGCAAUCCAGGAGUGAGCCGCGCCGGAGAUGCCCAGCUCGGAGAGGGUGGAGAGGAGGAUCUGAUGGUUCACUGUAUCAAAGGCAGCAGACAGGUCUAGAAGGACAAGAGCAGAGGAGAGAAAGUUAGCUUUAGCAGUGCGGAGAGCCUCCGUGACACAGAGAAGAGCAGUCUCAGUUGAAUGACCAGUUCUGAAACCUGACUGGUUUGGAUCAAGAAGGUCAUUCUGAGAGAGAUAGCAAGAGAGUUGGCUAAAGACGGCACGCUCAAUAGUUUUGGAAAGGAAAGAAAGAAGGGAUACUGGUCUGUAGUUGUUGACAUCAGUGGGAUCGAGUGUUGGUUUUUUGAGAAGGGGUGCAACUCUCGCUCUCUUGAAGACGGAAGGGACAUGGCCAGCGGUCAAGGAUGAGUUGAUGAGCGAGGUGAGGUAGGGGAGAAGGUCACCGGAGAUGGUCUGGAGAAGAGAGGAGGGGAUGGGGUCAAGCGGGCAGGUUGUUGGGCGGCCUGCAGUCACUAGUCGCAAGAUUUUAUCUGGAGAGAGAGGGGAGAAAGAAGUCAAAGCAUAGGGUAGGGCAGUGUGAGCAUUAGACUUAACAACAGUGUCAUUAGACUUAACAAACGAGGAUCGGAUGUCGUCAACCUUCUUUUCAAAGUGGUUGACGAAGUCAUCCACAGAGAGGGAGGAGGGGGGGGGGGGGGGGGGGGGGGGGGGGCGUUCAGCAGUGAGGAGAAUGUGGCAAAGAGCUUCCUAGGGUUAGUACUGGGCUAUAACUAGCAAUGCAAAUGGUUUUUUCUGAUUGGAAUAAUAUUACUAUACAGAUCAUUUUACAUUUACGUCAUUUAGCAGACGCUCUUAUCCAGAGUGACUUACAAAUUGGUGCAUUGACCUUAUAGCCAGUGUUUUUUUGUUUUUUGGGGGGGGUAGAAGGAUUACUUAGAUCAUACAUGUAAUGUUAGCUAGCGAGCCAGCAAGCUAACAUUCACUAGCUAACUCAGUAUGCUUUAACUUACAAUGAAAACAACUUUCUGACAAAAUUUAAACAGUAUCAUAUCUAAAAAUGUAGCUAGACUCUUACCCGUAUAUAUGGAUGAACGCUUACACGGCAGACUGGACCCAUUUAACUCUGUUUUGUUUGUAGCUACAUCUUGUUUGGCGUUGUGUCAAGUCACUCCGGUUCACACUGACCAUGGCGUGUGCAGAAAGUAGCCCAUCCCUUUUUCCAACUGAUCUGUUGAUAGCGCUUGCUAAAUUCAGGGUAUCAAUGUUGUUGAGAAAAGUAGCAAAACUUUUGUAGAUCCCGAUGGCUAACGUUAUAUCUUUCAAAAAUGGCGCGGUAGAAAGGACUAUCAACAAAUACUGAGCAGCUCACGUUAUCGAGAGAAGCAUGCUACAUGGCAGACCAAUCCAAACUCAUCUCCCGGGAUGUCCAGCCCAUCCAUUAUCUCAGCCAAUCAUGGCUAGCGGGAAGGUUCCUGUAAUUUAACAAUUUUAUUUGUGUUUAGGGAUGGAAUACAAGUUUGUUAUUAAGACACAUGAAAGUUCACGUUCCAGAAGGCAUUUAUGCCCAAAAACGCAUUUUGAUAAAAAAUUAAUGUUUAUGUUCAAAUGCCUCUCCUGUGAAGUAGUGACAUACGCCUAGAUUCCUGAAACGAGUCAAAAAUUAGAACAAAAUACAGAGGUAGGACGCGCAUGCACACACACACACACACACACACACACACACACACACACACACACACACACACACACACACACACACACACACACACACACACACACAGAGAGUUGCUGUGCUGAGCUGUUCUUGGACCUACAGCACCCAAAGACCUUUCACACUGUCCUGUGCUUUAUCUUUGUGAAGUAAUGAGUCCAUCUGUCUGAUGUGUGUGUUCUCCCCAGGCAAGGCCCUGUCAGAGUCUAAGUGGGUCCACAGCCACUGGAGUGGAGAGAAAGCCACACUGACACUGGUCCAUCUUAACAAGGAGGAUGAAGGACUCUACACCCUGAGAGUUAACACCAAGUCUGGCUUCCAGACCCACUCCGCUUACAUCUUCGUCAGA